Molecule: messenger RNA, 83497 nt
Organism: Podarcis lilfordi (Lilford's wall lizard)
Lineage: Eukaryota; Metazoa; Chordata; Lepidosauria; Squamata; Lacertidae
Source: the annotation of a GenBank genome assembly
GGCCCAGCGGCGGAGACUUCGCGAGCGAGGAAUCGGGGCGGGGGGAAGAAGCAGGCCCGGCCAGGGGGGAGAGCAGGGGAGGAGAUCGAGCAGCAAGGCUUCCCCGCCCGAUCCCUUCUCUCUCCCCACACCCCACCUACCCAACCCGCUUCCCUUUGCAAUGAAAGCCCCUCUGGAUCCCUUCCCCCUGUUUAAGAACCUACAUUAGUAACUCCCCCCAGCCCAUAAUAGUACAAAAUGCUGGGCAUGUACGUGCCGGACAGGUUUGCCCUGAAGUCAUCUAACAUUCAAGACGGGAUGGGGCUUUUUACGGCCCGGAGAGUAAAAAAGGUGGGUGAUCCUAGCUGUUGCACCAUUAAGGUGAGGGAUCGGCAGGACGGGUGGGGGAGAGAGACGCCAGGCUUUUCUUGCAAGCUGUUCCUCCCUUCUUUAACCUUCCACCCUCCCCAGAGAGCUUGCCACGUAUUUCUCUCUCUCUCUCUCUCUCUCUCUCUCUCUCUCUCCCUCUUUCUCUCAGAUCUUCACCAUUUAAUCCCAACCCCCUCUUCCUCUCGUGACACUCUUUAGUUCACUUCCGUCUGGCAACUUGUGGAAAUUAUUACAUAAAUGGCCUCAAAACUUUUGCUUUUUAAUCUAUCUUUUUCGCAGCGCCUUCUGCGCCCAUUGUUGUUCGAUUGAGCUCUCCUCGGUCCAGUCAGAAUCCCCAUCAGUUCGACAACCGCCACAUAAAAGAAGGAGCUGUGAGCUCAAAUCCGAUUCGCAUCCAAAAUAGAUUUGCCUGGGGGCAGGGAUUCAAUUUGCAUCUUGCAAAUCCGUGACAGUCUUCGGUUUCAAAGGAAGAGCCUGUGUAUUUCAGUCCUUCACCUCAAUGGCAAAGGGAACGAGAAUAAACAAAAGGUGCCUUUUCCAAAACGCUCUCUUGAGCUAGUUUAGGUAGCCAAAGCUUGCCAAAUUGUAGCAAACUGUUAUUGUCCUUUCUUACUGUAAUUGCUCCUCUGGUUCCUGGUUUAUGCUUUCUGGGCUGUAGCUCCGUAUAGAUCACCUGCCUUGUGUGGACCCAGGUUCAGUUGCAGACAUGUCCAGGUAGAGUCAGAAAGCUGCUGUCAGUCAGUGUGGAGAAUACUAAACAAGAUUGCCUAAUGGACUUAGUAUAAGGCAACUUCCCUUGUUCCUAUAAACAAACAAAUAGGCAGCUAAGCAGUUUAAGGUAAAGGGACCCCUGACCAUUAGGUCCAGUUGUGGCCGACUCUGGGGUUGCGGCGCUCAUCUUGCUUUAUUGGCUGAGGGAGCCAGCGUAUAGCUUCCGGGUCAUGUGGCCAGCAUGACUAAGCCGCUUCUGGCGAACCAGAGCAGUGCACAGAAACGCCGUUUACCUUCCCGCUGGAGCGGUACCUAAUUAUCUACUUGCACUUUUGAGGUGCUUUCGAACUGCUAGGUUGGCAGGAGCAGGGACCAAACAACAGGAGUUCACCCCAUCACGGGGAUUUGAACUGCCAACCUUCUGAUCGGCAAGUCCUAGGCUCUGUGGUUUAACCCACAGCGCCAUCCGCGUCCCUGCUAAGCAGUUUACAUUGUGGUAAAUAGGAUGGAUGAUUGACUUAGUGGAUCAUGUGUGAGUACCAUAUUUGCAGUUUAUCAGGUAGCACAACAGAGGACAUCCUGUUCUCUCCCCACCCCACCCCUGGACCCCUGUAAUUGACAGAAUGUACACUGAACAAAACUGACAAGCUACUUUCCUGAAGGUUGGGUCUCUGACAGCAUUCCUAUUGCCAUGGCAGAGAAUCACAUGUGUGACCUUAUGAGCCAAUUCUCCACAUUUGGGGGAUGGGGAAGAGUAACCAGUAGGAUCCAGGGGUUGGAGCAAUUCCCCUAUGAGGAAAUGUUACAAAAUCUGGGGCAUUUAAAGUUUUAGAAAAAAGGCAAGUAAUUCUUUUGGGGUGGGGAAUGGAAGGUUUUUAUCCUUCCCAUAAUACUAGAACCAAGGAAUAUCCAAUAAAGCAGAUGUGAAUUUCAAUUAAUUUUAGUAUUUUAACUUUUUGUAUGUUUUAAAGUUUUGUAAUUCCCCCUCCCCCUUGAUUUUCUUGUUUUAUUCUUUUGUAAACUGCUUUGAGGUUGUUGCUGUUGUUAAUUUACAAUCGAUUGGUAUAUAAGUAAAUAAAAAUAAAAUAAACCUGAAAGGUGGAAUAUUCGAGACAGAAAAAGGAAAGACUUCUUCACACAAUUAACUUCCGAAGGCGUGGAAUUUGAUCCCUUGAGAUGUGGUGAUAGCCACCAACCUGGACUUUUUAAAAUGGGGAUUAGGCACAUUCACCAACGAUGAUAAGUCUGUCAAUGGCUGCUAGUCAUGAUGGUGAUAUAGAACCUUUGGAAUGAGAGACAGUUUGCCAUUGAAUACCAGUUAUUGGGGAUCAUGAGUCCUGUUUGCAGGCUACCCAAAGGCAUCUGUUUGGUCACUGUGAAUAGAGAAGUUUGGACUAGAUUGACUUUUGGUCUUAUCCAACUCUUCUUAUAUCCUUAUUAGGCUGUUAAUUUGUAUCAUUAAGCAGUUGAAAAAAUACAGUUGUUAACAGGACUUUGCAUGAUAUUCAAGAUGUUUUACUCAGAGUAGACUUCUUUAAAUUAAUGGACAAGACAUAAACAUGUUCAUUAAUUUGAGUAAAACUUAGUUGAAUACCACCCAUUAGCUCUCUUCAGAGAUUCAGGGUACCUGUCCCCCAUAUCUUGUUUUAUUUUUUCAAAUAGGGUAUGGGAAGUUAACCUUUCUCACCAGUUCUGAUUUUCUGAUUCGGAAAACAUCUGGACAUAGCAUUUGUGCUGCAAGGCUUUUACCACUGGGGAAUAAAGCAGCUUUUUGUGGGGUGCUAGGGGAUGGGUGCUGGGGGAAGGGUAUAAACCCCUUUCCCCCCAUCUUUGUUCAUACGUGAAUCCCCAUGUAAGUAAUUUAAAGAAACGGUGGGGCAGUCACACAUUUCUGUAAUAAUAUGUAGCUGACCCCAAUAAAGUUGUGAAACUGAACAUAGUAAUACAUUUUCCGAGAACAGAAGGAAGGGUUUGAUGGCUUUGCUUGCUUGUGUUUCCACUCCUUAGGGCGAAAAAUUUGGACCCUUUGCAGGAGAGAAGCGAAUGCCUCAGGAGCUGGAUGAAGACACAGACUGCAGACUGAUGUGGGAGGUGAGGACUGCAGGAAUGACUUGGCUCCUGGGGCUCUAGGGCCUCAGUUGGUACAUUGUUUUGCAAAAACAAAGAAGUCACACCCACAUGAUACAUUUGAAGCACAUGGUUCCUCUGCCCCAAGAAUCUUGGGAACUGUAGUUUGUUUAUUCAUUCAUUCAUUCAUUCAUUCAUACCCUGCCCAUCUGGCUGGGUUUCCCCAGCCACUCUGGGCAGCUCCCAACAGAAUAUUAAAAACAUGAUAAAACACCAGACAUUAAAAACUUCCCUAAACUGGGCUGCCUUCAGAUGUCUUCUAAAAGUCAGACAGUUGUUUAUUUCCUUGGCAUCUAAUGGGAGGGCGUUCCACAGGGUGGCGCCACUACCGAGAAGGCCCUCUGCCUGGUUCCCUGUAGCUUCAGUUCUCGCGGUGAGGGAACCGCCAGAAGGCCCUCGGCGCUGGACCUCAGUGUCCAGGCAGAACGAUGGGGGUGGAGACUCUCCUUCAGGUAUACUGGGCCGAGGCUCAGUACUCAGAAAUGUACUGGGAGCCAAAUGUAGGUACAAUUCCUAGCAUGCAGAAUACAAUGCCUAGCAUGGGAAUACAGUUCCCAUGAUUCUAUGAGGGAAGCUAUGUGCUUUAAAUGUACUGUAUGGAUGUGACCCAGGGCUAGAAUUGCUAUUGUUUGUUAGUCUAACUAGAUGUGAUGGGAUACAAAACUUUUUCUUCUUUGUAUCAUCUUUGUAUCUCUUCCUCCUGUUCCUGAUCACAUUUACUUGUACAGUGGUGCCUCGCAAGACGAAAUUAAUCCGUUCCACGAGUCUCUUCAUCUUGCGGUUUUUUCGUCUUGCGAAGCACGGCUAUUAGCGGCUUAGCGGCUAUUAGCGGCUUAGCGGCUUAGCGGCUAUUAACGGCUUAGCGGCUAUUAACGGCUUAGCGGCUUUAAGAAAAAGGAAACAAACUCGCCAGAACUCCCGUAGGGAAAUUCGUCUUGUGGAACGACUCAAAAAACGCAAAACCCUUUCGUCUAGCGAGUUUUUCGUCUUGUGAGGCAUUCGUCUUGCGGGGCACCACUGUAUUCAGUGUAUGAGGUCUCCACAGCGUGUGCCCUUCUGCCCCACCACCUAUUGCCAGUGAUGUGAGGUGGGAGUAGGGCAACUCAUAGGAUGCGGAUGCUAUACAAUACACUGUGUUCAACCAGGGUGGAAAGAUGUAGAGCAGCAGUGGCAUCUACAAAGGCGCUACAAGGGCGCUACUUGUUGUUGUUUAGUUGUGUCCGACUCUUUGUGACCCCAUGGACCAGAGCAUGCCAGGCACUUCUGUCUUUGACUGCCUCCCGCAGUUUGGUCAAACUCAUGCUGGUAGCUUCGAUAACACUGUCCAACCAUCUCGUCCUCUGUCGUCCCCUUCUCCUUGUGCCCUCAAUCUUUCCCAACAUCAGGGUCUUUUCCAGGGAGUCUUCUCUUCUCAUGAGGUGGCCAAAGUAUUGGAGUCUCAGCUUCAGGAUCCGUCCUUCCAGUAAGCACUCAAAGGGCACUACUACUUGUGACAAAACCAAGACUGACAAAAUGUAGUUGAGAGGGAGAGAGAGAGAAAUACAUAGAGAAACCUAGGGAAUUAUAAACCUCUACAAAGGCAUGAAUGGUCACAACUCUUCCAAUUUAAAACCAAUCCAGACUACCUUUUCUUAGUUAGGGCCAUAUAUUACAGGUCUAUUCUUGAAUGGAUAGCAUUUCUGAUGUUUUAUCUAGUUUAAAUGCCUGUAUUUUUAAAUAAUGGUGGCAUGGCUGCUUUUAAAUUUUAAGCGUGCUCUUAUAAGAAGUGAUCCACUUUGGGUGUAGUUUUCCUUUAAUAAAUGCCAUUUUAGCAGUGGUGCUUGUUUAAAUAUAUUCAUUACCAGGGGCACCAACUAUAGGGGGAUCUGGGUGCCUGAGCAUCCACAAAAAAUUGUUGUGGGUGCUGCCCAACGCAACUUCUGAGGUCUCGUAAGGUCUCGGAACCUGACUUCCAUUGCCACCAGAAGUCAGGUUCCGAGGCUGGGGUGUGUGGGGGACAUCAUGACAUCACACCGCACUGUGACACCAUGAUGUCAUGUGCACUGGGUAACAAUAACCUGGGACCCAAGUUGGCUCCCCUGUUCAUUAUGAAGAACGAAGAUUCUUUUUGUCUAAUUAAAGCUACCUAGAAGCACAAUAAUCUUCUAAAUGCUGUAAAUGGUUUAAUAUUAAUUUGUUUGAGAGUGUGACAGUGUUUCAGUGACACGUAUAUGUUCUAACAGCAAACCAUAAAAUCAGCUUUUAUAUGGUUCUUUGACACUUUUUCCUAGCUUUCCCCCUCUUUGACCUAUUUUUGGAACCUUGCACAGAUUCCUGCAUACCGCAUUUUAUGACUUCCUAAAUGUUUGAACCCAAGCGGUUUACGUUUACAUACGCUGAUCUGAAUACAAGUGUUGUUGUGCAUUAUGAAUCAUGCUGUGAAGUGGCCUUGAGUUGCAAGCCUGUGGCUAGGGAAACGUAAAGUAAAAAGCAACUGUCCAGGUUUACAUAGAUAGCCAUUCAAGAAAUUAGGAAGGCAGCUUCAAGUUCGUGACUGUUUUGCUGGAGCUCAUAUAUUGUCUAUUAUUAGUAGUAGCAGUAUUAACCACAUUGCUGAUCACUCCGGUUUAUGAGGAAAUAUUCUUUGUAGGUUACAUAGAAUCUGAAAGACCCCUAAUAUAGUUCCCACCCAUUAUUUAGUGGGGUGGCUUGUUUGGGCAGAGGAUGGGUCAACUGUAAGAAACCUGCCCACAUUCAGACAGAUUAUUUUUACUUUUGUUAUUUAAAAAAUCUGGAAAGUAUUUGUCACCAGGCCCCCUUCCUGUAAGUACCCUCCAUGAAGAAAUGAGAAAGCCCUAUGUUUUGUAAUUGUUAGUGGGUGAUACCAGACCUGGAGGACAAGGACGAUCCAUUGGGAGGGGGAGGGUUAUUGUGCCCCCAAAUCACUGUGAUUGGAGUUCAGCUGGAAAAUAAUUGACCAAUUUAAAUGCUAGACCUCUCAGUCAAAUCAAAAGAUCACCUCACCUCUCCACUCUCCUUUCCACCUCUUUCCAGUUGAAUUCUGAGUGUUUUCUCUAUCGACUCAGGGAUCUUCCAAACUUCCACUGGCCCUGCCACCUUCCCCUGGGAAAUCCCGCUGUUUACUGCUGAAUCUGAGCAAGUAUCAAUCAGGUUUUCUCCGGAUUAACAUUUGUUCCAGUUUAAAUAAUAAGAUUAAGAUAAGAUAAGAUAAGAUAAGAUAAGAUGAUAAGAUAAUGAUGAUGAUGAUGAUGAUGAUUAGCACCCCAUCCAUCUGUCUGGGUUUCUCCAGCCACUCUGGGUGGCUUACAGCAUAUAUAAAAACAUAGUAAAAUAUCAAACAUUUUUUAAAAAUGGGUUUUCCAGGGAAAAACAACAGGUGAAAGACAAAACUGCUCUAGAAAACAGGGGACAAGCAGAAAACCGCUCAGACUUGUGCUUUGGAGACACCAGAAAAGCAGAAGUGUGGAUGAGCCCUGUGUUUCAUUUCUCAAAAAGCCAGUCUGUGUGGGGUGGCAGGAUGGGGGGGGGCGGUCAUAUAUUUCACGCUACGGAAAAACUGAGGCAACUAAACUAUUCCAAGGACUGGGCACUGCCUGAUCUCCCUUGGCAUUACCUGUUAACGGCGCAAUGUGGUAACGUGAAAGACUCCUCAAAUCACUAUGAUUUGCCUCACGAUUUGGGCUACACACCCCCCUAGUAUCUUUUUUGUUAUUUUAAUGCUUUUUAUUCCCCCCCAAAAAAACCAAAAUAAAACAAUCUUUACAAUCAUUCUUAGUGUCAUCUUAUUUACAUUGUGUAGAAUCACGCCUCGACUUCCUUCUUUCCCAGUUGCGGUUUUCUUAAUAUACCUCUUCUCUUACAGUUUCUUCUACUUCUCUAUACACGUCACAAGAGUUAUGUUAACCCUGCUGUAGUUCUUAAACUUCUACAGUUGAUUCCUAUAUGUUACAAAUUCACCCCAUUCUUCUACAAACUUUGCCCCUUUUUGGUGUCGAAUUUUAUAUGUCAUUUUCGCUAAUUCUGUAUAUUCAAAAAGUUUAGCCUGCCAUUCCAUAACUGUUGGGAUCUCUGAUGACUUCCAUUUUUGGGCUACAAGAACCCUACACACACCCCUAGUACCCAUGCCUAGCACUGUCAGGCAUCAAAAGUACAUACUCAUUCAUGUAAACAAAUAAAAUUCUACUCAUUGAAAAAUAGGAUAUCAGGUAGAAGGCUAGGCUGGGAUUUUUCUCCUUGACACUUUGGUAGGCAGGGAGAUUUGGAUGUGUUGCAGCAUUCCAGCAUGUCUUUCCCCUCUUCAUAUUAUGAAAUGAUACGGUGCUAGGAGGGCUGCAUCAAGUGCUUUUUAUAAACAUGCAGUUCAGAUCUUAGAUCGAGCCCUUCUGAGCAUUUGUUGAGGCUGGCUAUAGCUCUUAGUAUGCUUGGACCUUCAAAGCUCUGUUGAUUUCAUUAAGGCUUUGGGGAUGCUCAGUGCAUUUGGGAUUACAGCCCAUAUCCUGUGGAUGUGUGGUCUUAUAUGACAGAGCAAUUGCUUGAUCUCCGACGAGACUAGUAUUCUUGGAGGGCGUCUUAAGGGAGCCCUGCUGGGUGGUUUGGUGUUUUGCUUUGUAAAAACAGUUCCUAAAUGAAAUAUUUUGUGCUCAUAGAGUGACAGUAUUUGUAAUCAAGUGACAUCAUUGCUCUGCCUGCAAUGCUCUUGCAGCUGUCUGCUUUUGAUGAAAUUAGGCAUCAAUACACCCUCAGCUGAUGGGCUUCUGAGGGUUGAAACAAAUAACAGUAUCCUCAAUUCAGUUGCCAAAUUAAGAACCAUGGCAUGAAGUAGUAGGGUAUGCAAACAUUUUAUCUGUAAGCCACAGACCACUUGCUCUGAAGUUAUCUCAUUGAAGUUACUUCACUAAAGACCACAUGACUAAUGCAAACCAACACUGGGCUUGGCAGAACAUUUAUUGGGCUUUACCUCUCUGGAUAAGUCUCCUAAAAUACCAUUAAAAAUAUUUGCCAUCACCUACAAUAUUCUGCAGAGGACUGAAGGUCCCUGAAUAUUAAACAGCAAUUAAUCUCUAUAUAUUCCUUUCUAUUGAUAGUCUAUGAAUAAAGUAUCCAAAGCGCUGGCCUGGUUCGCACCUAACGCUAAACCAUGUUUUAUUAAACCAUAGUUUGUUUGCUCAUCUGAAUCAACUUAAUUGGGGUUUGUUUAAUCCCAACAAACCACAGUUUGAAGCCAUGGUUUGUUGUUGGUUUAUGAACCUUGAUUUGUUUUAACUAUGGCCUGAUGUCACAUGUAAACCCAGUACUCUUAACCAUGGUUUGUUUGGCCAUCGCACUCCAGAUGCACAUCAAGUUGCAAAGUUACAAGGCAAGAGCAGCUGGAAAGCAAACCAAACCUUAUAAAACCAAAUUAUAGUUUGUUUGUUCAAUCGACUGUGGAAAAGUCUUCAUCUUUUAAAUUUUCUGCCAGAAUUGGAAGCAAAUUGCAGGCAUGGUUGUCCCUUUUGAGGGAAUGGUGUUGGCAAAUUUCAAAAAGAUAGAUACAACUUGCCCAUGGAGGGGCUGCACUCCAUUAGAUAGAGUCUCUGAACGGCAUAUUGCUCUAACCCAGCAGCUUCAAGAUCAAUGCAAGGCUAACAUUUAGCUUCUAAGAGCAUCCCAUACUAGGUCUCAUGUGUUCUGUUUCAAAAUUAAAUUAGAGUAGUCACGGAAUAUCCCCCGCCCUUGCUGUUUAUAUGGGAAUGUAGUUUCUUGCCUUUCUUAUUUAAUAACAAUCCACCAAAUGGCCUCCAAAAUUGCAAGCAAUGUGUUUACUGAGUGCUGUAGCAGAAGCCAUCUGUUUGUUAUCAUUGCUGUGCUGACAUUUCCCCCUCACUGGCUGUAAAGUAUUUGACUUCAGCUCACAGCCAUGCUUAUGUAGUGCAACAGAAUACAUCCCGCUGCUUAAUCCUUUUGGCCAAACGCAACAUAAUUUCAUUUCAAACUUGAGAGAGUCAUUUAGCAAGUUGCCUGAGCCACAUAUGCCAAGAUGAGCUUUCUACAUUUUUUUUUUUUUUUGCCAUUCACCAAUAGCCUUCCCCAGAGUGCUUUUUUUGGUUUUGGUUUUUUAACCAACUUGCAUUAUUGGCUUGCAUCAAGGCCACCAUUUCAUAUUGGUGGGUAGUAUUCACUGAAGGUGUUUGAAUCUGCAUUUCACUGCUGUAUACAAACCAAUGGCACCCAGUUCCUGAAAGUUGUAAUCUCUUGUCUCCCAGCUUGUGGUAAAGUGGUUUCAAAGGAGUUGUUAGUUCCCUAGUUAUUGUCUUUUUCCAAAUUAAACAAUCUGUUGUACCUCACAGAGCUACAGUUUCCAGAGUGGUUUCAGAACUGGUCCUCUUUCCAGGGAACUAACUCUGGGUCUCCUAACAACUAUCAGUGCAUGCCCUUAACAAAUUACAGUUUCCAGAAUUCAUUGUGGGGAAACCACAACUGUUUAAAGUGGUAUAAUGGUGCUUGAAAUGUAAAGUGUGGAUGUGACUUCUGUCUGUUUAAUGGGAAUCAACAGACAAAAUAGCAAAACUCCCUUUAGCUAAGAAUAGAAAUAAUGUUCACAUCAACUGCAAAUGGCUAGAAAUCAUGACUGAUUUUGGUGUUUUUCCCCCAUCACUGUAUAAGUGAUUAAAGGCUUCAAUCCUAUACCCAUUUACCUUGGAGUAAGCCCAAUUGCACAAAACUCACAUCGUUAGGUUUUCUAAAUUCCACUGAGGUCAAUAUACUUUUAAACAAUCUAACUGUGUACAUGAUUGCAGCCAUAGUAUUGUCCAAAAGGAAAGCUCCAAUUUUCCCAACUGCAUUACUUGUCUUCUUAUUUUAAUGUACAGUUUUGUGUACGGCAGUGGUCCAUUCAGGCUUUCAACCCUUUCAUGUUGAAAACACAGCAUAAACUUGUGCUAUUGUGGAAAUGUCAGGCUGUUUGAAACACGAUAGCUUUAAUUUCAUCCAUAUUCAUGCAAGAAUUAACACUGGCCUUGCUUGUCUGUCCCAAACAAAGUCAAAUGCAUAUAAAUAUAACUUUUUGGAGCAGAUUUUGUUUUUUCAGAGGCACAUACAAAUCCUGUUAUCUUCAAAAACAACUUAUAUUCACAUCUCUGUCUCUUUGGGGAACAAAAUCUCUCCGUGGAAAAAGAGUAGUAAAUUGGAGAGACUUUUAUAUUGUUUUGCAGAACCUUGGGAGCAGUUAAAUAAAGAAAAUAAGAACAGUGUCAAGAAUACUCUCUUGUGGUUUUUGCUAAGCUUUGUCAUAAUAAGGCUACCUGUGUCUGUCAGUGAGGAAGUAGGAUGUCCCUUCCCGAGGGUAACUAAGACAAAAAAGCUUGUAUGGUGCAGUGGGUAUCGUGUCAGACUAGGACCUGAGACACUCAGGUUAAAAUCCUCAUCCAGCAAUGAAGCUUACUGGAUGACCCUGGGACUGUCACACUCUUAGUCUGACAAACCUCUCAGGAUUGUUGUGAGAAUACCGUAUUUUUCGCUCCAUAAGACACACUUUUCCCCUCCUAAAAAGUUAGGGGAAAUGUGUGUGCGUCUUAUGGAGCGAAUGCAGGGGGGAGGCAGGCAGGAAAAGCCCCCAAGAGCCGCACACAAGCUCCGCACGGCUCUUGGGGGCUUUUCCACAGGAGGGAGAAGGGACUGACGCAGCCAGUCAGUCCCUUCUCCCUCCUCGUGGAAAUAUUUUUUUUCUUGAUUUCCCCCUCUAAAAACUAGGUGUACCUUAUGGUCCGGUGCGCCUUAUGGAGUGAAAAAUACAGUAAUAUUGUGGAAGAGGCAGAUAACCAUACGUAUUUGAAAACAAGACCAUCGAUGGCUACUAGUCAUGAUGGCUUACAUGAACCAAUGGUUUUUAAUGUAUUACUUCCAGAAGCUGUGGGUACCCAGGUGUUGUAGAAAAUUAAGCCACAUAUUACCAGGAUGUUAAACUACUAUAUCACCUUAAGAUUCAACCUGUUGCUUUAUGGGGAUGGAGAAUGUGACCUCCAUUGUGUUGCUAGCAUGAGUAGACCAGACCUCUCAUGUUAGUAAUUAAGUGCAUAAGAAUUUUGGGUGAUGGGUUGAAUCUUACCCUUGAAAUCUGGAACCAGUGCUUUUCCUAACAGUUUCUCAUUCCUUUUGGAAGAGAUCCACCUAACCUUUUGAAAAGUGUGGUUUCAACAGAAUAAUAUUUUCUCCCCAGAAUUUUUCUGCUUCUGUCCAAAGUGAGUACACAAUGCUAAAGAAGUAUAUUAUAAUAUCGCUCAGGAACAAUGGUCAGUUACAGUCCCUUUUGGCACAACAGUGAACAGUUUGCUAGUUUGUUCUUUUAUUUUCCAGGUCCAAGGUCUUGGAGGCUCAAGUUAAAAGAUGGAAAAGGAAAAUAUAUAUGAAGUAUUGAAUAGACUGCUUUGGUUAAUAUUAUUAAAGCACGGCCUUCCCUCUUCAGAGACCCUGGAAGAGGGUCCAUUACUGUUUCGUAAUAUGAAAACAUUUUCUUAAAGGAAUUGGGAAAAUGCUGCAACCACAUGUGAUGAGGAGCAGUACAAAUGUGGGUUUUGAAAGGCAAAUGAGGAAGAAUGGUUGGAGUUGAAAGUGCUAAGGAGAGCACAGAUGUGUUUACCUUUUCCCAACCUAUCUGGGCAGCUUGCCAGGGGCUUUAGAAUAUAUUAAAUAAUUUUGUCCAGAACAUUUCUUCGGGUAGCCCAUUGCAAUUAUUAUCUCCAGUGCAUCCAUUAUUUUUUGAAGGCCUUUUAAUAACAUUUUAAAAAAUUCUUUGAAUAUUGUUGAUCAUAAUUUUUAGUAUUUUCUCUGCUGUUUGACAGUGGUUGGUUGGUUUUUAAUCUUUUCAAUGCAGUUGUAGCUCUUCUGUUGUGUAAAGUGAGAUGUGCCUGGCCUUGUUUUACUCUUUUGUUCAGGUUUUGGUGUGAAUUUGUAUUAUUCUUCUACUCCAGAGUUGUUCUUAUUUAGCUUAUUAUCACAUAGCCUUUAUUAUGAGGUGACAAAUAUAAAUAAAAAAAUAAAUAAUCCAGCAGUGAGAGUCACUAGUUUAUAUAUUUUUAUUGGACUUGGCAGCUCAGCUAAAGAAGUCCUUUAUUAAAGUAGACCACAGAUGGGGAACCAGAGACCCUCUAGAUGUUAUGGGAAGCCAGCUCCCAUCAGUUGCAACCAGCAUAAUGCCAGCCCAGAGGAGUGCAUUCCAUAAUACUGUACUGGUGCUAAAAUAGCCCACCUCCACCUCACUAGAAACUGACAAUAAUCAGACUUGUGCCUGUGGGAGUUUUAGUCUGACACCAGGGGGUGGUCAGGUUUCCCUAUGCCUGCUGUAGACCAAGAUAAAAUGGGAGCAGGUAUGGGUUUGGAAGUGGGAUUUGGAAACUAUCUAGUUUUGUGCUUUUGACAAAACCAGAAGUGUGGGAAGCAAGCCCUUCCGUAGGUAACUUAUAGCACAGGUUUUCUCCUGUAUUUUUUCCUCGUGUGGACUGUAUAAGAUGCUUGAAUUCCAUAGUUAACCUUUUGUCCUGUCUGAAUUAAUGGUGGUUGUUGGUUAUCCAGUGGGGCUAUUUGACUUUUGAUGUAGCUUAUUAAUGAAUAUGAGCCCUGAGAAAAGAAGGCUGUCAAUUUGAAGAGAGUUAGCAAAAGAGAAGGGCAGUUGGUGAUGGAGGUACAUGGGCCAAGGAUGUGAGACAUGGUGAAUUCCUGGGAAAGUGACAGAUUUGCUUCUUCUGCCAGGCAGAGUAAGAUAGGCUAGGAGGGGAAACUCUGGUGAUUUACAGUGGAAUAUUUUAAUUGUUCCGCAAAGUUUUAGUUUUGCUUAACGGUUCUUGCCAUUGCAGGUGCGUGGGAACAAAGGUGAGGUGCUUUAUGUGCUGGAUGCCAGCAGUCCAAGGCAUUCCAACUGGCUCCGCUUUGUACAUGAAGCACCAUCCCAGGAACAGAAGAACCUGGCUGCUAUCCAGGUAAAUUUGGUAAACACUCAUUAUCCUUAAUCUCCGUAAAGGAUUGCUCAUUUAUUUAUUUAUUCCCCUGUGCCAGCCUGGAAACACUGUAUGAAAAAUUUCAAAAUUCACAGGGCGAUACCUGUGCACUUUUUUAUCGGCAGUCAACAGACCAUUGAAACAUUUUGUAGCACUUGACAAUCACACUUGAUAAAAUUUAUAAACAUGCACAUGGAUACAGCUGAAAAACACAGAAUUAAAAUACUAGACAAUUUUGAUAGAUAUAUUUAUUGGGAACAACUAAAACGUCCCCCAAAUAGUGAAUGUGUUUUGUGUUCUACAGAACUCUUCACUAGGCAGGAUUUUAAACAAAAUCUGAAGAGUGGGGUGAGAAGGAGAGAAAACUCUGGUCAGGGUGUUGGAGGCCAAAAGACUGUGGUUUGUAUCCGUGUUAAAACUGAGUGCAAAGGGGUGGUAGACUGACUUAAUUUGGUUAGUCUCUGCUGUAUGCAAAAUGGAUGCUAAGUUGCACCAAAGGACUGCUGGGAUAAAGAAAAAAUAGUGGCAAUUCCUCCAUUUUUUGAAAGUGCGUAAUUUCUCAGGCAGCUACUCGGAAGCUUUCUGCCAAAGACAAGUGAAAGCUAUAGGUAGCAAUUAAGUCCAUGUCCCAAUAAAAUCCAUUCUUCCAUGAAUUUGUCCCCUUCACAAUUACCCCAAAUCAGUAGUUCGUCUUUAGUUAAUUUUUAUCCCAACUAAUAAAGGUAAAGGUAAAGGACCCCUGACAGUUAAGUCCAGUCACAAACGGCUCUGGGGUUGUGACGCUCACCUCGCUUUACAGGCUGAGGGAGCCAACAUUUGUCCGCAAACAGUUUUUCUGGGUCAUGUGGCCAGCAUGACUAAGCCGCUUCUGACGAAACCAGAGCAGCACACGGAAACACCGUUUACCUUCCCGCCGGAGUGGUGGCAAUUUAUCUACUUGCACUUUGACGUGCUUUUGAACUGCUAGGUUGGCAGGAGCAGGGACCGAGCAAUAGGAGCUCACUCCGUUGUGGGGAUGUGAACCACCGACCUUCUGAUUGGCAAGCCCUAGGCUCAGUGGUUUAGACCACAGAGCCACCCACGUCCAACUAAUAUUCCCUCCCAGAACACUUUCUAUUGGAUUCAAACAGAAGAGUUUUAAGGGCAUACUUAACUCUCCCACUGAUAUCACUGGUAAUUUAGAUAGCUUGGGUUGUAUCUAGUACUGCUGUUCCACUUGUGCAACAGAACUACUCUACUCAUGCAUUUGCUUUAGCUUUGACUUGAUUCUGCCUUUAGAUUGGAUUCUAUGAAAUUAGAGUAAAAGCUAGGCAAGAAUAAUUUUACAAAUAUCCCCAAAUCAUGCCUUAUAGAUUUUCUGGGGGGUACGCAGAGGUACGCAUACCCCUAAACAUUUUGUGAAUCUUUGUACUUUUGUCCAUUUACUAUAUUUAUUCUUCCCGAUUUCAACUAUAAAAUGGUGAUUUUCUUGAGUCAAAAUAAGAGUACCUCUAAUAAUUUUUUUAAGAAAAAAAGCACUGGAUAUAAGAAAUUAAAAAUAGCGGCUAAUCAUACAUCCACAUUCAAGCAGAUUAGCUUUGUAUGCUGUGUCUGAGCUAUGGAAAUUCUAAAGAACUGUAAAAACUAUUUAGAAUCUGAAGUCAGUUGUGUGAGUAUGCUUUGUUAAGCGGAUAAGAAUGCUAAGAGUUGCAAGGAGCAUCAACUAUCUCUCUACUCCCACCCCGUCCUCAGAUGCAUGAUAUACUUUUUGACGCCUCCCCCAGUGGAAGGAAAUGGUUAAUGAAAGUUUUUGGAAUACUGCCAGAUUGAAUGAGGACUUGUAAGGAGGGGGGAAUGUCUUAUAACUUGAUUUAUUUUAAGUUUUUAUUGUGGUAAAUUAAAAUUCCCUGGAACAUGCAACAGUGCUAUAAGAGGAAAAAGUAACUCUUUGAUGAAGGCAAGAUAUCCUGAUAGCUAUCUGAACUCCACUGUGAAAUACACAUCUUGAAGAAAAUAUGUAAUUAAUUUUCUUCUCCCCAUUCCAUCACUGAUGUAAGAGCAAAAAAUGUGUCUGGUCCUUGAACACUGUUGCUUUUGACAAGUUUUUCAAAUUAAAUUGACUUUCCCAUUUCAUAAAUAAGUCAUUUUAAUCCAUUACAGACCUAUCUAAGCUUUAGAAGUAAGAUAUCCCCUGUUGGCAGUUUCAAUGAAUCUUAGCAUAUUGCAAAUUAAAAGUCAUUAUCUUGCUGUAGCCUCACAAAGCUUGUCACAAAAUAUAUGGCUAUGUACACCGUAAGCAAGGCUCAAUUAACUUUACUGGAUGUUGAUCAGAUAAGAAUUAUGAUUUACGACAGCACUUGGCAGCAUUUGCUUGGUAAAUGUGAUUCUCCUUUUGUUUCCUUUGGAAGAACCCAAAGCACUUUGCUCAUCUGAUAACUGUUGUUCAUGUCUGCAUUACCAUAAAACCGUUGACUGAACCAUAUGAAAGCAGGUCCAUGGGAAUGAGAGGUGGGCAGAAGCAAGAGGCUUGCAAAUUCCAAUAAAGCUAUAGAGACAGAGCACAGGGCGCACUGCAGCCCUGGAGUUUUGAGAGGACCCUGGGCAAAGUGUCCUCUCAUGGACUUCCUCUUAUGUAAAUAUAGGUCCCAUUGGGAAUACCUGGCCACAGUGUUGGAAGCAGCAGGAGUAAUCCAUGGGGGGCUGGGAACUGGCAUUGUAAGCUUUCAGAGUUCCAUAGUGCAACUCCAUGGCAUCCUGAAAAAUGUCAGUGGGUGGCUUGCAAACAGUAUCCUGACAUCCCAAGGGACCUGCUAGCUGCCUAGGGUGCUAGUGCUGAGCUUGAUAUACUGCAAAAGCAUGCAAAAUUAGUAGGUGGGCUUCCACAGGAUACAUGAUUCCAGCCGUCUGGAAAUCAGUUACCAACUGAAAUUAGGCACACAACUAGUAUUCUGAUAUUUAGACAGCAGUUGAAGACAUUUUUGUUUAAGAAGGCUUUUCCUAAAAUGUGACUCAGACAUUUUAUGGACUAUUUGAAUACAAUUGAAUCGCAGAAAUGGUUUUAUUGCUGCUAGUUCAUUGAGUCUACAGGGGUUUUUUUGUAUUUUAUCUUACUUUUCCUUCUAUCGUACACUGCUCUGGAACCUUUGAUUGUGAAUUGGUUUAUAAGUCUGCAAAUAGUAAAUAAAUAAAUAACAAGCUCAAUUGUGUCUGACAGGAAAAGUCAGCCUUGUGGUACCUUAAAGACUAACAGAUUUACUAUGGCACAAACUAUUUAAAAAGUGCAACAAGACUAUGUUGUUCCUGCUGGAACUUUAGAGCAAUAUAUUAUUUUCCAAAACAAUGGGUGAGAUUCAAGUAAAUUGGCUGACCAGAAUGAGCUCUAGUCGUGCAGUGGGAUUUCCCCCUCUCUCUUCCACCUGUAUGCCCCCCAAAUCUGCUGUAGGGGGCUAGGGAAACCCCCAGAAUGGGUUUCGGGCUUGUGGGGGUGCACAGAGGAAGGAGAGGGGAGAAAGUCCUAUUGCACAAGCAGACCUUGUUCAGCUCAUGCAUACCCUGCUUAACACUACUAUGAAUUCCACCUUGUAUCUGACAAAAAUUACUUGUUCUUGUAUCCACUCAGAAACUUAACUUGUAUUUCUUGAUGCUUUUAAAAAUUAAUUUAGCUGUAUGCUUUCCUAAAGGGACCGUCCAAUCUCUUGCUUUCCCCAACAGGAAGGAGAAAAUAUUUUCUACUUAGCUGUUGAGGAUAUUGAAACAGAUACAGAAUUGCUGAUUGGUUAUCUUGACAGCGAUAUGGAAGAAGUAGAGGAAGAAGAGGAGGAAGUAAUUACUAACCAGGAAGAAGAUGACAAUAUCAUCAGCAACAAUGGUAACAGCAGCCAUAAGGAAUUGCAACAAACUAGUGAGAAAGGUAUGGAAUGAAAUUAAGCUGAAUGGACAUGAUGCACAUCUGUUUAAAAGCACACAGUCAUUUCUUAAUUUAAGAAAACGAGGGGACCUUUUCUGUAUAGCUGAGGAUUUUGGUAAUUUCAGUGUUCUGAACAGUUUACAAAUUGCAGCCUUUGGAAGCUAUCAAGAUUACUUCAGACUUCGUACCUUUCUGCCUCAGUAACUACGAAACAGGAUUCUAUUCUUAAACAUUACUGAAAAAAAUCACACCUCUCUAUGUGACUCUUUUAUAAGAUUAUUUCAGUUUUAAAAUAUAUAUUUAAGAUGCUUUCUCAAGCGUCUUAGAAGGCACUCACAGCAAAAGACUUAUCUUUGUUUAAUGAAAUAACAUAAAACUCCAGAAAAUCAAACAGCAGUACAUAAGUAAGGACUUUACAGAAGUGAUAGAAUUUACAUAAAUGAUAUAAUAAAACAGAGCACCGUCCCUCUUCCCCAAGUUCUUUCUUUUAGGUUGUGUCACCACAAAACCUCUUCCUUGAAAGUUGAUCUUUCUGUUGGCUGGAAGGAACAUUGCUUCAUCUCAGUCACCUCAGCAACACAGCAGUCUUCUCAAAAGAGUUGCCACUUAGGAAACGGAAACUUACAGCCCUUUAUAAUAUAAAGAGCACCCGUUCUCUUUCCAACUGUGGCCAGAAUUAUUAUAGCAAUGUAUGCUAGAGGCUUACACCAAGACAAAGCGAUGCAGAAAAAUAAGUUGCACAGAAAUGAACAAACAUAAUUAGAUUUCUUUGCUGUUUUCAGAUGUCAGCUGAAUUACUCAUGUUUCUUUUUGCAGUAAUAUGAACUCACCACAGCUUAGAAAAUAUUGUGGAUCCUCCUUCAUUAGAGCAUUUUCUUAGAAUAUAAACUUCCAAACAUGUUAUACGCAGGAAAUGAUUUUUCUGAAUUUUUCUUCUUCGCUGUGCAGAUUCUUUUAGUUGCAAAGAGGACCAUGCCUGCCCUAACUGUGAAUCCAGUUUUGCCAGCCAGGAAAUCCUAGCUGAACACCUUCAGACAUUGCACCAAAAACCCAGUGAGGAAAAGGAAUUCAAAUGCAGGAAUUGUGGGAAGAAAUUCCCAGUUAAGCAAGCUCUGCAGAGGCAGUAAGUCUAUAACAUCAUAAACUAUGAUUCCGUGUCGCUCAGAUCAUUAACUUGAAUUUCUCUUCUUUAGGGAUGGAUGAAUUGCAAAGUUAGCAAACAUUUUUAGACUACUUUAAAAUGUACAUUUUUGAAUGCACACUGAAAACAUCUUAUACCUGGAAUAUGACAGAGGUUGUGUGCAGACAGAUGCACUGCAGCAGGUACACUUCUCAGAGAAGUCAGGAUUGGCUUUGGCUUCCUGCUGAAUGUUCCCUCAGUGAGAAACCUGGGUUUGUCCUGUGUUGUCUAUGAAAUGGAAGUUUUGGAGGAGAGGUUUUCUUCUGGGUAGGCUUUCAUGUUAGUCUCCAAGCAUUCCUUCCAAGUACCACAGCCCAUGUUGGCUGUUUUCGCUGAACAUCUUGGACAGUCAUAGGCAAACUCCGGCCCUCCAGAUGUUUGGGACUACAUUUCCCAUCACCCCUAGCUAACAGGACCAGGGUCAGGGAUGAUGGGAAUUGUAGUCCUGAACAUCUGGAGGGCCGGAGUUUGCCUAUGCCUGAUUUUGGAUAAUGCAACAAGCUUGGGGAACAUCAUCAUAGCUAUGAAUGUAUGGGUUCUGUAUGGGUUGGGUGGAGCCAUCUUCCUGACGAUGACAUCACUGCUGCUUACCUGGAGGCAGAUGUAGUGGGACAGAGAGACUGCAAAGUUGGAGUCACCAACUAGAGAGUGGUGGCCCCACCGGUGUCUCUACACAGUCCUAACCUUGCCACCACCUUGACUCUUGAAGACCUGGUCCAGGUAAGAACAGCAAAGCCAGUAAAGGUAAAGGACCCCUGUACGGUUCAGUCCAAGUUUUGGGAGAGCAUCUGUGUCCCACCACAAACUCCACUACUAGUUCACCCUCACCUCUCCUUCCAGUGUUCUCUAAUAUUCUGGGUGCUGUAGACUUAGCUCCACAACUUCUUUGAAUGCAGUGUGGAAUCAAGACAACUCCACUGAAAGCACAGCACAUUGAUUGCACUAAAUUGUAUAAACCCAAAUAAGCCCAAAUAAGUUAUGAACACUCAUAAGGACUCGUAAGAAUUGGUACCUCAGAUAAGUUUCAGCUGUAAUUAUUUCUCCCCAAAAUGAAAAAAAGCAAACUAACCCCAUGAUGUCACAUAAUAUUUAUUGUACCUAGAAAUCGCAUACGACCAAAGCUUGAUAGCUCAGUUGGUAGAGCAUGAGACUCUUAAUAUCAAGGUUGUGGGUUUGAGUCUCACAUUGAACAAAGGAUUCCUGCAUUGCAGGGGGUUGGACUAGAUGACCUUCACAGUCCCUCCAAUUCUAUGAAAACAGAAGAGAACAUUUAAAAUUGAAUUAAUAGCAAAUAAAAUCACAUAACCAGAAGAUCAAACUUGCAGCCUAUUUGUAACAUAUUAAAAUAAGAAAAGAUAUUAUGUUUUAAAGGUAUACAUGAAGCAGCUAUAGGUAGACAAUUUGUGAGAGGUUAUUAAGUCUGACAUCAAUAUAUAUAGAGAGAGAGAUACAUUUUGUUUCUCUUCAGGGGAUUCAGCAUGUGAAAAUAUUCCAUAUUUUAAUUGUGUAUUUUGUUUUUGAAAAAGCAACCCUGGGAAUGUGUUUGAAGUGCAGAGGAAAAUUUCUUAAGUAAAUAUUGUACAUUGGAGCAGCAGCAGACCUCUGGAAAUUAUACAGGGCGUACAACACACAGUUCCUCUUUCCAGCAGAAAUGGAACAUUUUCUCCCCCAUUGAUUUGCAUUCUGAGACACAAUCUUUGUAAAAAGCAACCGUUUAAAUAAAAUGGGCAUGGUUUCCCACCAAAGCAGGAAUUUUAGAAGUUUUCUGUAUAUUGGUGUAUAUUAUAAACAACGUAUAUGUAAGUAGAUCACUGGAAUGUAGUGGAUUUAUAGAGAUCCAUUGUGAAUCAGUUGUUCUGGAUGUGUUAACGUUUGUGGAAGAGGAAAAGAAUGAAGGGUUUUCAAAGGUUUAUGUUGUAGCUGUUAAUCCCAACAUGUUUUCCUUCUUCACGGGCAUUUUUUUUGGUCAGAAUACCACAGAAAAAUACUAUUGCAUUCUGCAGCCUUGAAAAUAUGGAAGCCACCCAAAAAACUUUAUUUUUGUUUUGACUGGGCUGAUAGGAGUUGUAGUCCAAAAUAGAUUUUGCUGAGAUUAGAUUAAAACUUGAUUGUUGAUUUGUGUUGUGAUCGUGGUCUCCCCUUCAAGACACCUAGUAAUUAAAAACAACAACAAAAUAUAUAUAUAUAAUUUAACUAUAAACUUUGUAAAUAAGAUCACUCAAUUUAAAGAGCAUACAUUAUUGCAUUAAGAUGGCUAAACCACAAAUUAAGUGACUUGUCAUAAUACUCUUAAUUUCCUUCAAUAAUUCAUAUACAGUGGUACCUCGGUUUAAGAACAGUCCUGUUUACGAACAGUUCAGUUUAUGAACUCUGCAAAACCAGAAGUAGUGUUCUGGUUUGCGAACUUUACCUUGGUCUACAAACGAAAACCGAAUGGUGGAAGGGCACCGGCGGUGGGAAGCCUCAUUAGGUAAAGCGUGCCUCGGUUUAAGAAUGGAUUCAGUUUAAGAACAGACUUCAGGAACGGAUUAAGUUCAUAAACCGAGGUACCACAGUGUAUGUAUGUGUGUGUGUGUGUGCGCACACACACACACACACACACACCUCCCCCUUGAACAAAUAUCCCAGGAUGUGUGGGAAGCCAGUCAAUCCCUGAAAUCUAAUUGACCUUGGAAUGUUUGCCUUCUGUUUUAUUUUGGAAAACAAACAAACAUAGCAUAAAUGUGGAUGGCAUCAAACGCCCACACAAUUUAAGCAAAUGCAUGUAUUUUCUUUUGUCUUUCCUGACAGUGUUCUUCAGUGCACAGAGAAUGUCAACCCGGGAGAUCGUUCGAGAAGUUUUCAGUGUUCUGUUUGCAACACAUCCUUCAGCUCAGAAUUGAGGUUCCAUGUCAGAAUUACUGGACUGCUCUCAUCCUGCUGCUGACCUCCCUUUUGCAUGCUUGCUUGCUUUUCAAGUUCCUUAGUUGUUUUCUGAACCCUAACUGUGCAAGACGAGAAAUGCUUUCAUGCCUACCUGCAGUAGGUUAUGCAUGAAGUGACCCCAGAAGUCUUCUGCGCAGCAUGUGUUAAGCGCACUCAAAAUGCCUGCUGAGAGGCUGAUUCUUUUUGGAGAGGGGGGAAGUAUCUUAUUUCUUGAUGUAUUAUUUUUUCCCCACUCUUCCAACUCUCCAACAUCAGCUACGAGCAACACAAAGAAGCAUGCCGAGGUGAUGCCAGGUUCGUAUGCAAGGCUGACAGCUGCGGGAAGAGGUUCAAGAGCAAGGAUGCUCUGAAAAAACACAAGGAAAAUGUGCACACUGGUAAGCAUAAAAUGUUGAAAUCACUGGUGUUUAGGGAAUCACUUCCCAGUGUUCAAGUUUCCUGAGCUGAAUCUGGAUUCAAGAAAAUGUUGGCCUAUCUGUGGCUAUUAACUGGGAAAACCAAAGUGUUCAGAGGAAGAGAAUGAGAGCUCCAUGUUCAGCUCCAUGUUGAGAGCCAGUGUGGUGAGUGGUUAAGAGCGAUAGACUCGCAAUCUGGGCAACCGGGUUCGCGUCUCCACUCCUCUACAUGCAGCUGCUGGGUGACCUUGGGCUAGUCACACUUCUCUGAAGUCUAUCAGCCCCACUCACCACACAGAGUGUUUGUUGUGGGGGAGGAAGGGAAAGGAGAAUGUUAGCCACUUUGAGACUCCUUCGGGUAGUGAUAAAGCGGGAUAUCAAAUCCAAACUCUUCUCUUCUUCUUCUUCAGAAGCAGGACACUUGAGUACCAGGUUGUGGAAAUAUACACAAGCCCAUGUUUUAUCACUAUCAUCUGGGCUGGUGUCAGUCCAGAGUACCCUUCUCAGAGGCAGUAUGCUGGGAUUUACAAUUGGGGAGUGCGCUGUUGCAUUUAGAUCCUGCUUGUGGGCUUUCCAUGAGCAUCUAAUUGGCCACUGUGGGAACAGGAUGUUGGCCAAAGAUGGACCUUUGGCCUGAUCUAGCAGGGCUCUUCUCAUGUUCUUGGGUAGCUGCAUCAUCGCAGGAUGGCCAGAACUGACAUCCAUGCCAGUUUGGUUCUUCCUGCUAUCCCUCUGGCUGUGUGCUGGGCUUACCUGAGUGGCAGUGACUGCGUGCGGGAAUUUUAACAUGAUGAGCGGUUUUCACAGAUCCAGCCACUGCUGCCAGGUGAGCCUGUAGCCUGUGAGACACUGACUGGCCAAGUUUACAGAUGACCAUUCACCUCCCCCCCCAAACCCCUCUGACAAUCAUUGUGGGCUUCCUAAGAACAACUGGUUAGUUAUUGUUGAAGAUAGAGUGCUGGACUAGGUGAAAAUGGAUAUCCUUAUGUGCUUCCGUUUUGAAACUGUUGGUCAGACAUGGUUCAGAGCAUUACAAGGUUACACUUUUGCACGCUACCUGGAGUGCACAGGGGAGGGCUAAUGAUCCUUCACUACAUUUGAGUCUCCAUGCUUUAAAUCAAACUAUGACUUGAAAGGGGCAGCCUCCCUAAUCUGUAGUGUAAUAUUGGAUCAUAGUAUGGGAAAUUAUGGAAGUUUAAAGCAGAUGUGGCAGGCAGAGCUAAGAGAAAAGGUAAGAGGCUCACAGGUGGGACACUGUCUGGCAAAGCCACCCUUUAAAUAUGCUAUCUGCACACCUAGAGGAAGCCUCCCUCAAAAUCAUCUUCCACUGGUAUUGGACACCACUAAGACUAGCUAAAAUAAACCACAGGCUGUCUUUCCUUCUGUACUGGAAAGGGUGUUGGAAGCCUGGGUAUUAUAUUCAUGUAUGAGGGAAGUGCAUUAUUGUUCAAAAAUUCUAGAUCAAUGUUUUCACAGUUGUUUCUAUUAUUAUUUCUAAACAACCCUUGAAGACUAAUCAAGUCUUAGCACUCCUCCUACUGGAUCUUAGCUCAAGUUGUGCUAAGGGUAACACAAACAAUUAAUUGGUUUUCUUCUUACUGUGGAUUUUUGAGGGGAGUUUUAAAAACGUUUCAUAAGGAAACUUGCACAUUUGACUUUUCCAGCAUUGUAAAGAUGGCCACCGUUCUGCUGUUAAGACAUAGAACAGCCAUGUAAUGUUGGCAGUGGCUCACAGAUUAGCCUGAAGCAUAAUUGGGAUGACUGGAAACUUUUCUUGGUAUUAGUUAAUUAUGUUAAAGGGCAGAGGAAAACAUGUAUUACAGAUUCAAAUCAGAAGAGGUUUUGGUGUGUUUUCAAUUUAUUUAUGACAGGAAAAUCUAAGAGAUAUGUGUAAACUUCAAGAAACUAAUGGAAUUGGAAACCUUGUUUUCUGCGCAUGUCUGAACCUCCAAAAGAAGCCACUAGCCCUUACUUGGCUUGUAGAACUUGACAGGGAGAAAAUACAAUAGUGACACAAAUGGUAGUUUAGCACCAGAACCUGGGAUAGUAGCACUGAGGCCCCAUCUGCUCUGCAUGUUUAAAGGGGUAUCAUACCACUUUAAACAUUCAUGGCUUCUCCCAAAGAAUACUAAGAACAGCAGUUUGUCAAGGGUGCUGAGAGUUGUUAAGAGACACCUAUCUCCCUGACAGAGCUACAGGUCUCAGAGUGGCUUAAUAGUUAGACCCUCAUCCCAGGGAACUCUGGUAAUUGCAGAGGGCCUUCUCGGUAGUGGCACCAGCCCUGUGGAAUGCCCUCCCAUAAGAUGUCAAGGAAAUAAACAACUAUCUGACUUUUAGAAGACAUCUGAAGGCAGCCCUGUUUAGGGAAGUUUUUAAUGUUCGAAGUUUUAUUCUGUUUUUAAUGUUCUGUUGAAAGCCACCCAGAGUGGCUGGGGAAACCCAGCCAGACGGGCGGGGUAGAAAUAAUAAAUUAAUUAUUAUUAUUAUUAUUAUAGCUAUCAGAAGGAAAUAGGGGUCUCCUAACAACUCUCAACAUCCCUAACUAACUAACCAUGACUAUUUCAAGUGGUAUGAUUCUUGUUUAAAUGGUGUGAAUGUGGCAAAAUAUAUAUAUAUGAUAUGGCUGCCUACCAUAAAUGAAGCGGAUAAUCCAGAGUGUUGCUCCAGUGCUGGUCUGAAACUUGUUGAAGGCUGAAAUACCUCUACAGGACACAUCUGUUCCAGGGUGUAACUUUGAUUUAAAAAGUCACCCUCUUUUUCUUGACUGAACUUAGGUCAGGCUGGUAUGUCUUCUGCCACCUCUGGUGGCAAAGGUACAAUGCCGAGAGCUGAGGGAGUUUCUGGGGAGAAGUUGGCAAGGAAACAUUUUCCAUUUCAUUUCACUCUUAAUUUGUAUACCGCCUUUCCAUAUUACUAUACACAAGGCAGUUUGCAAGCUGAAGAAACAACGAAAUAGACAGCAAAGAUCAUCACACCUAAUAACAAUAUGAUCCAAUACAAAAAGUCAUAAUAAAAACAUAACUUUAAAAUAAACAUUAUUAGGAGCAGGGGUAGAGAAAGCACAGUACAUUUUUUUUCAUCUUCUGUGGAGAUGCCUGCAAGAACCACAGUACCACUGUCUGAAGUCUGAAACGAUCUUCAGUUUAUUGGCCCUCAUCCAGUCUAUUACUGACUCUGGACACUGUUUCAACUCUUCCACAGCAUUGCCUGAAUUCACUGAGACUCAUUUAAGCCUAUGGGACAAAAUCAUUCUAAACUAUGGACUAUGGCUGCCUUCACUAACUUGGUUCCCUUCAGAUGUUUGGGAGUUGUAGUCUAAAACAUUUGGAGAGCACAAGACUGGUGAAAGCUAAACUAUGAUUUAUUCCUCAUAAUUGCUUAUUGUAAACACAGCACUUUUAGAAAAUAAUCAGUAAUUGAUAACUAAACUCUUGUUGCAUUCUGAACUGGAGGCUAAUAAAUGGAUAUGUUCUCAUUGAUUAUAUUAGGUGAUAUAAUAUAAUUGGAUAUUUAUUUAUUUUUUAAGCAGCCAAAACUUUCUUGACGCUACAUUCCACAGGCAAAAACUUCUGUAGGGCACCCACAGAGCUGUCCUGUAACAUAAUACAUUUGAGGUGGGGUAAAAGUGUAAAAUUCUUGUGUCCAUCAAAUGGCCUGUGAAAAAUGGCACAGGCAGUGAAAACAUUUGGCCUCUUCCUUUGUACUUCUUUAUUAAAGCUGUUGGUGGUAUUUUUGUUUCUGGCUUAGGAAACUCUAGGAAGAGGCUGAUGUGCUCAGUGUGCAAUAAGAGGUGUUCUUCAGCAACAAAUCUUCAAGAGCAUCGAAAGGUCAGUAAAAUGAAGGCUGACCCCCAGCAGGUUGUGUCUCUGCCGAGGUAGAAGGCCAUAGAGUAGGGUCGCUAGAGAGCUGCUGAAAUUCAGACUAUCGUUUUUCUCAUGUUCACAAAGACAGUAGUCUCUUUAGAUCCUGAGAUUUUUAUUUUCACAACCACACAGUAAAUGAAAAGAAAAUGAUCUUUUGUUUCUCUUCUUUUCUUUCAUUUGCUGUGAUCAGUACUUUAUCUUUCUGUUACGUUUUCACUUUUCAGUCAAAUUCCAUGUAGAACACUGAAUAUAUUCUGAAUCCAUUAAACCUAAAACACCCUAAAAGAAUAAUUGGAUAACUGGCAAAUCCACAUAAGGAAUUAAUUUCUUUUAACAGAAGCCCACUGCAUAUUGUUUGUCCUGCUAAAGGCUAUUAAUGCUAAGAGUCAAAGCAGCAAGUAGCGUGCAACAAAAAUAAUCAGGAUUUAAAAGAAAAGAAAAGCUUACUGCUCUAACCUUUACAAAUUAUGGAAACGAAGCAAACAGGUAUCUUUGCUAAUAGGUAUCUGUUUACCUGGUAUGCAAAAUGCACUUUGCUUCUGCUUGUGACAGAUUGAGGGGACACAAUAGCCCUGAUCCUGCAAAUCUUGUUCAAAAUACCUCUGGCAUUUUGAGAUUUUUCUAGGUAUCAGCCACACAUUUGCAAGCUAAUCAGGUACUCUUAAUUGCUAGAAACAGAUUUUUAAAAUGAAAAGUGACUUUCCCAACUUUUCUGUCUAAUACCAAAUUCUGCACUUAUACUGUAUAAUUAUUUUCUAUUCGAAAAGUGCAUCUAAACUAUUUUCAGUUGACCUAAACUAAAUCACAUUUUGGGGGCAUCCUUUUGAUGUGUAGAAGAACUUGCAGUUGUUGCAACUUCAGGACACUGAAGACACAAAGACAUUUGCUGAAAAUUCAUAGGGCAAUUUAAUUGCAUUAAUAAGCACCCUUUAACUGCGUUAAUAAACCUGCCUGAAUUUCACUUCAGUUUGCUUGGGUUUUUGUCAGGUUUCUACUGCUGCCUGCCCUUAUUCUUUGCCAGUGUUAUUAAUUGCCAGACUUUAUAUCUUGUUUUGCAGCAACACCAAGUCAUAGGACCUAUUAUAAGAAUCCCAGCAGCAGCAUAAAUAACCAGUCUCUCUGCAACUCAGCAAUGUUGCCUCCAUGCUUACUCCAAGCCACUGUAUGCUAGUACCAUAUAAAGGGUUUUUUGGGGGGCCAGGGGAGUUUUUGGGUAUCUUUUAUUUACGUAAAAAUAGCUUUAGUGGGAAUUUUGAGGGUUUAUGUGGCAAAUAAGGCACAGCUGGUAAGACAGAUUCUAUUAAUUAGGCUGCAUUUAUUACAGUACGAUACUGGAAAGGGAGAUGAAAAUCUUCUGUAGAUUUUCUUUUAAAAACUCUUAAAAAAUAUAUUGUUUGCAUGAAUCUUCUUCUGACCUUUUAGCUGAAGACAGUCUUCAGAAAGGAAUGUUUGAAGAUUUUUUACUUUGUGUCUAGCUGAGUAUCACAUCGGGGGUAGGAGCUCAUUGCUCGUAAAACCUGGUUUAAGAUCUGGUCUUAUAAGAAGAAAGGUGGUUGUGUUUCCCGCUUUAUUUUACAAAUAUCCCAGAAAGCCAUAAACUGGAAAAUCAUUCCUUUGAGCUGUACAAUUAAGUUCUACUUAAAGCUAUGGCAUUGAGAUUAUGUGGUGAACCAGCUGCAUUGAUAGGGUUCCACCAUUGUAGGCAUUUGUUGCUGGGAGAAUCAUGCCAAAUAUAGACUGCAUGUCUGAACAAGUUCACCUAAAUGCAGGUCUGCAUCAGCAUACGGAAAGUCCACUUCAUUUUGUGGCAGCUGCCUUUCACAACCAGCUUGUUCUUUGGGGUGGUGGUAUCCAUUACAGCUUAACCACAUUUGGUUCAUGCUAAUUCAGAUGUACCUGUGAAAGGUGUGGCAGUCUGGAUAGGCCUUUAGGUCUGUUGUUCUGACUGGCUGAAGAUCAACUACAGCAUAGUGGCAAAUAAGGGUCAAUACUCCACUAAGUUAUUAUAAAAUUUAGUGAUCUUAGGCAUAUGAAACAAGGACCGGCCUUAUCAUUGGACCAUCUAGCCCAGCCUUUUUCAACCUUGGAUCCCUGAUGUUAGAUUACAACUCACAUCAUGCCUAACCAUUGGCAAAACUGGCUGGAGAUGAUGGGAGUUCCAGUCUGAUCUAGCCAAUGCUACAGUCUUGGGUAACCUUUGACCCUCUAAAUGUUUUUGGACUACAACGCACAUUAUCGCUGGUAUUAGCUGGGACUGAUGGGAAAUGAGAGUCCAACAAUAUCUGAAGCUCCAAAGGUUCCCCAGCCCUGCAAUAUGAUCUACUUAGACUAGCAACAGAAGUUUUCAAGGUCUCAGGCACAUUUGUGCCAGCCCUGUUGACCAGGAUCCUUUUAAUUGGUUUAGGACUUUGGUUAUACCAAGCAUGUGCCCUACAGUGGUACCUCGGGUUAAGUACUUAAUUCGUUCUGGAGGUCCGUUCUUAACCUGGAACUGUUCUUAACCUGAAGCACCACUUUAGCUAAUGCUGCCGCCGCACCGCCGGAUCACAAUUCUUAUCCUGAAGCAAAGUUCUUAACCUGAAGCACUAUUUCUGGGUUAGUGGAGUGUGUAACCUGAAACGUAUGUAACCUGAAGUGUAUGUAAGGUAUCACUGUAUUAAUAGGUUCCUGUGACUUGAAAACAAAAUGCCAACUGAAAACAUCCCUUAAAAUUCAGACCUAUGAGGAUUCUUUUGUUUCCAGUGCAGACUCUAGGUUACCUGUAUACUAAUUUACCUGUCCUUCACAUUUUUAAUAUUAUUUCUAAGCAGUUUGUUUAAUAGCUACCUUCAAAGGCAAAAAACUGAUGCAAAUCCAGGAACAGUUUUUGGAGGGUAGUGAUACAGAAUGAGAAAUCUCUUUCACAGACAUAUAGUUGUGAAGUUAAUUCCUGCAUAAAGCCUAGAACUAGCCAGCUAUUUCGAAUUGUCUUAAAAGUUUGAAAGGUCAGAUCGCAUUGCUUGGAUUAGUGAAUCUCUUUAGGGGCUUAUAGUAUUAGUUGAGUUCUAACGAAAAACAAUCAGGCAGAUUUAUGGACUGUAAGUCAAAGUCUGUCAGGAAUUACCCAAUCUGAGGGGUAUCCCUAAACAUUGCUAUGCAAGUAUUUCAGAGAGUGUUACUUGUUCUGUAAUUAUUCUUUCCUCUUGAUUUUCUUCCAACUGUUUUUUGGUUGAUUUUCAUGUUGCUGCUGCACACAUAGGGUUUUUUUGGUUUGGGGUUUUUUGAAGGGCAAAGGACACCUUUCUACUCACCAAACCAGUAGAUUAAAGGACAAACUAGGUGUGAUGGCAGCAGCUUUUAAUGUGUCUGCCUCCUUUGCCUAAAGAGCAAGGGGGAAUCUUACCUCAACAAUAAAAAAGCACAUAGGAAAGAGGUCCUGAACCCUGAUGCUCUGGGGACAUUUUGCAGUUCCCUGGUUAAAUUUGUACCCCAUUAUUCCUCCCAACAGAGCCCAGGUCAGCAAACAGCAAAAUAUUUAAACAUAAUUAAUGUUUUGUGUUCUAUUUUCCUCUUUGAGGAGAUUAGACAUUUCCACAUCCACUUUAGAUAACCCUCAGUUUCCUAUUAUGUUCAAAUCCUAACUCUGGAUAACAUAGUUAAGAUUAACCACAGUUUGGGUUUGGAUAUUACAACAAGUAGUGGUUAAUCUAAAAUGGAAGCAAAAAUAUCUGAAUUUAUCACUGUAGCUGCACUCAGAGGAGGACAAUACACAUCUGGAUUUUGCUGUAGCUCAUUCUCAUAAUGUACAGGCCUACAUUUUUGAGAAAUUAAAGAGAAUCCUCUAUCUAGGCAUGAUGCUGUACCUAGAUUAUGACACGAUGCAAAAUUUAUGGUGCUAUAACUUUCCUUCUGACCCCAAGCCUAACACGGAGGUGGGAAUUUGGAGCAGACUCUUGAUUAUAUUAAACAUUGGGCAUUUGAUGGUGUUGCAAGUUCCACAAAGGACUAUCUGGAACAAAUAAUUAAAUGGAAAAAGGCUUUUCAUAGAAAUAUCAAAACCACAUAAAAAUUAUGUCUGCAGCAACAUUUGGAAUCACAGGUUUCUUGGAAAGCAGAGAAGAAAAGCAAAUGUAGAGAAAGAGGUCAAAUAUAUCAUCUAGUUUUGAAUUUAGUCAUACUCAUAGUACCCCCAUUGAAAUUAUUGGAUCUAAGGUGCUAAAUCCAUACUGUGGUUAUCGCCUAGUUGGUUCUCAUGCAAAAUUAAUCUAUGUCAAGUUCACCUUUGGAAAGUUUGGCAAAUUAUUUUUUGUCCUUUUUAAUAAGACAAAUGAAGAUUUCUGAAACUGUCACUUUUAAAAAAUGAAGAAAUAUGUUCAUUUCAGGCUACACAGACCUUGGUUAGGCUCAAGCAAUUCGGACAAUUAGUGUUUUUUGUCUCCAGACAUCUUUGUCCAGAAGCUUGGUACUCAAAGAACGGUAAUAUAGAGUUAUAUUUACAUUUUUAAAAUCAUUGCUACUUUGGAAAAUAUGAUAGUAGCCAAGAGAAUGAUUUCCAGUGCAAUUCUUAUACAAGUUUACUAAGAAAUGACUGCCACUGUAUUCAAUAGGGCUUACUCUCUGGUAAGUAUGACUAGUGUUUAUGAGUACAUUAUACUAUAAUUAUAUUCUUCUUAGAAGUCAGUGCACAUUAUUGAAAUGUUCACUGUAUUUUCAGGCUUUAUGCUAGAAGAAAAAGGUUAUGUAUAAAAAUUGCCUAUUCUGAGAGAAUUAUUUUUUUUGGGGGGUGAACACAUAUUCUACAGUAGUUCUAGAAAUGUUGAUUUUUAAUUUUUUAAAGAGUGGGUUAUGGAUUGUGGACUGUGAGGUAAUUUUUGUUCACUGGAAUGAACUUUUUAAUUUUGGAAAUGUGGUUGUUAAGCAAAGGAGUUAAGGAAGGAAGUACAUCCAUGAGAAUUAGCAUAGCUCCGAGCUAAGGAAUAAUUACAGUCUAUUUGAGAUGUUCUUUUAUUAGCUUAAGAUGUGUGAUCUUGUGUAAGACACAUACUUAAUUAUCAUUAAAUACUCAUAUUGCAGGUUCAUGAGAUCUUUGAGUGUCAGGAAUGUGACAAGAAAUUUAUUUCAGCUAACCAGCUAAAACGCCAUAUGAUUACUCACUCAGGUAAAAACCUUUUUCUUUUUUUAUUAAAUCAAGCUUCACAUAAUACCUUGAAUUGCUAUUGUAUAUAUUUUUGUUAUUGUAUUGGGCUUUGCAUUAACAAACAGGUAAGACCUAAUAAUGAGGCUCUUUGGUAGUUGGUUCCAUAACCUAGUUUUGUCAAUUUAAGUGGAGGGAAGUCUGUGGCCCUCCAGAUGUUGUUGGAUUCCACUGCCCUUCAGGUCAGGAAUAAUGGGAUUUGUGGCCCCAACAUCUGGAGAGGUUCAGUUUAUUCAUCCCUGAUUUAAGAUGGCUGUUCACAUGAAUAAGGCAUAUACCGCAGCUCUGAACACUUGCUUGUUACACUUGCUUCCAUUGUAAGUGUGUUUGGAGUUUUGGCAGCCUAAAAAUGAUUUAGCUAAAAGGACUGAUUUAAUUGGUUUGAGAGUUUCAGCCAACGCAUAUAAUCCUAAUACUUUACAAUUAAUAGGUUGAGCGUUUCCUUUUAGAAAACCCCAAGUUUAUUAUAUAGGCUCCUGCUUCCACAUAUCUUUUUUCUUCUUGGACACACUUGCAUCAUAAUAUUUGCCUUGAAACUUGAUUGAAUAGUUAUUUUUUUUAAAAGUUAGUAGGCUCAUUGUAUGGUAGAAAUAAUGUAAGCGAUGCAGAGAUGGCUUGAGGAAAUGGCUUUUUUCCAGGACGUUUCCUUGGGCUGAAAUAAAUGGGAAGGUAUUUAAAUUAUCUAUUGGUCUCUAGGUAUCAACAAGAUGCUUCCAUUGUUUCUAAAGCAGACCAUAUACACCUUUAGGCAAUAGCCUGAGCAGGCACCUUAUCUAUGAUGGAACUGGCAGAGGAGAAGCCAUGUAGAAUUUGCAAGAAACACUGUUUUGUCUGAUUGGACUCUGCCACUUAUUUCUGUUCAUUAAGCUCUGGCAUUUCCACAUCUUUCAUUCAAUAAUUGGAAAAAGGUGCAAUCAAAACCUGAAUUUUUGUUCCCUUCCUAAAUGCUUUAAAACAGGGUUUCAACAUUGCUAAAACGGUUGAUGUUUAGCUGCUAUCUCCAUUUCAUUGCAUGCUUGAAGUGCAUUUGUUUAAACAAGCAAACAAAAAGGACUGUAUCUCAGGGGCAUUUAGCUGAGUUUUGAGAUUCUGGAUUAGAAUAUUCUACAUUGUAGUGCUAGGCUUCAUAUAGCAACUGAAACACAAAAGCAUAUACACACCAACUCUGGUUGUUUUAAAAACGAAUCUGCUAUGUAUAUUGUUAAUUAAGUUUUAAAACAUUUAAACUGUCAUGCCCUCGUUCACAUUUGUAGUCUGGCAACAGGCUUUGCCUCUUUGAAGUCAUUCUCUUUUGAUUUAAGCUAAUUAAUCAGAGUUUAGUUUUAGCCAUGAUUGUUGCAAAGAACGUGCCAAUUUCUCGAGAUGCGCCAUGGCUCAUCUUUUACGAAGCGACUUAACUGUGUAACAUAAAGGGCAUUAGAUGUCUUUCUAAUUGGUUUAAUCUUAAUUGGGUUGACUUCAUUGCAGAAAUCUCUCCAACGAGAUGGCUGUCUCUGCCUUUCAUCUUCUACCCCUAUAUAAACAGGAGAUUAAAUGUCCCCCCACUCAUUUUCUGCAGAAAAACGCCCCUACACCUGCGAGGUUUGCAAUAAGUCCUUCAAACGACUUGAUCAAGUGACUGCACACAAAAUAAUACACAGUGAAGAUAAACCCUAUAAAUGCAAGCUUUGUGGAAAGGGAUUUGCCCACAGAAAUGUUUACAAGAAUCACAAGAAGGUAAAAACAAAAACAAAAACAAAAAAACACUCCGCUGUUGUUGUUUACAGCUCUGCCAGGCUUAGAUUUGCAGCUGUUGCUCAUUUUAGUGAUGGAUCAGUGCGCUUUGGCAUGCUUAGAAACAUGAGCUUCAAAUCUUGCAAAAUAUAUUAGCUAGCGUUCCUUUGCGAUAGCCUAGAUAUCUAGAUCAUAAACGGGUCCUUUGUGAUUGUUUCUUUCUUUCUAAUCAGUCCAAACUAGUUCAACUGAUUGCAUACUUGUUUUGAUUUUGUUCCUUUAGGAAUUUUUUUUUUUUAAAAGAGUAACUUCUUAACUAUAUCUAUCUAUUGUGAUGUUGCAGUCAUUUUUUCUCUUUGUGGCAGACAUUAUCAGGAGAGCCGUUAAAGUUUGCACUGACGACAUUUCAGUUAGACAUGAUUUCAGCAACAGAAGAAAACUCUGCCCCCAAAGUACAGAGGGACCUCACAUUCAGGCUCCACUAAAUGACUCCUGGCUGUGUGAUUUAAGCUCCAAUCUGCCUGCCCUAAUUUUGAUAAUGCCUGUCAUUACUUUUGACCCUGGGUUACGUUUUCAAUGGCACGGCUGCACCCUUGACUGCUGCCGCUGCUUCAGAAUUGCAAGACUGUAAAAAAUUAUCUGGCUGGUUUCCUGCUUAGUCUUUGAAACCCUAUUGCUCCUUCCCUCCACCCGCCCCUUGCGCCAACACUUUGAUGAAAUAGAUAUACCAAUACUUACACAUUUUUCACAGUUUGGCUCAUGUUAUAUGCCAUCUGGGAAUCUGGCACCGGAUCUUUGCACCAUCUUUUGUGUUUUCAGCCAUAAAUCAUAUGAAAGUAAUAAUAAUAACCAGAAUGCUUCUAACAGGGUGAAACAAUGAUGACUGUUCUUUCUAAGGCAGACAGGAUGCAUGAGCCCGUUGAAAGACACAAGAGCUUGCAUAUCAGGACCAUAGCUUACAUAUGUAAUGACCUUUUAAAAAUACAACUUACAAACUGGCUACAUUGAGAGCAAAGUGACUGAAAGCUAUUCUGAGUAGUCAACUUUAAAUUAAAAAGAGAGGGAGAGGGAAAGGAGGGGGAAAACAUGUCCCGUCCCCCCAGUAAUCUCUGUGUCCUGAAGCAUUAUUCAUUCAAUAAAUAUUGAAAACCUAGUGUGGACCUUGCCCCUGAAAUUGCUUUGAGGGUCAUGGAAAUAUGUCCACAUCGGUGUAUUUUUAUGUAUGAGGUGUGAAGAUUGAAUUAGGGCAUUUCCAUUUUGGAAAGCUCAAGCAGCAGAGCUGGGAUGGGCCCCAGCCUCAGUCUCUGAACCCCUGGAUUUGAAGCUCAUUAACAAUAUUGGACCUAGUAGAUCAGGGAUGGACUUGCUUCAGUUUGCAUGGUAUGCUUUUCUUUCUAUCUUGCUUGAAUACUCCUGGCCCAACAGUGUGCUUUUACAAAGCUGGGUAUCACUGAUCUUCGUUGAGGGAUCAAGAAUAUGCAUGUUUGCUUAAGAAGUGCCUAGCUUGAUUCAAAGCAAGAUAAAUCAGGUCCUACAUUCGCAAGCAGGGGUGUCAAUGUGAAUAAGAUAUUGAGGGGGCCAAGAUAAGCCCCACCUUGCACAAUCGAUCACAUGAUGCGGUGCAUGCACACCACCCCUCAGAUAUUUUACUGGGGGGCAAAAGCCCCUUCAUCUCCUAGGAGAAGGCUUCUAUGUUUGCAAGUACUGCUGCAAACAGCAGACACAAGAUGGCCCCCGGCACAUUGGCUUGUGGUUCACCAAGGGAUUGGGACCCUCUUCCUGCCCAUUCCUAUGGCAGACCAUCGGUCUGAAUGAACAAGUCUGAGACUAUUCAGUGCUAAAAAAGAUAAAGACCUGAAUCAUGGUUACCAAUAAGAAUAGUUGACUCAAUUUGCAUGAAUUAUACAGAUUAAGCAAAUGCGUAUAUUAUGCAUAGUUAAUUCUGCACCUGUAGGUUAGGGUAGAAGGUGAAAAGCUAAGUUGCUUCCAACAACUGGAAAGUGUGCCUCUGAGCUAUAGACAGGCUCAGAGAAUUUUCAGCCCUAUUUGUACAGCUUUAAGGGGUGAAGCUUUAAAAGAGCAAGCAGUGCUCCCUCAAAACCCUUCAAUUGUUCCACGUCAUUAAAACAGCAAGUAAAAAUUGGCAUAAACUACACUAAAUGAGCUACAGUGGCUGUUACAGAAGCUUGUGAAUCUCAGCUUUCUUUUUUCUCUUUUAAACCCUUAUGGUUUCAAAGAUAAGACCGGGAAACAUGAUAGCAAUUUGGGCUGGAAGCUCAGAAACCAGAUGGCAAGUGAAAAGGAACUGUAAUUCAUUCAUUUUCUCUUAAGUUUACUAAAGUUCUUAGUUUCAAGCUCAGAACUGAAAGAUUACAAGUCUUCAAAUUUUUAGCAUUUGGCGAUAAUAAUUCUGUAGUAAGAAGCUAUCUACGCUAGUGCCUGAGACGCAGCAACUGAUAUGAAAAUACCUGCUAAUUAUAUUGGCUAUGGCUAUGUACAAUUGAAUAUACUAGUGAGCUGUAGCAGAUAGGGUUCAUGCAGUUCAUGAGCUGUUUGUGACUGUGGUCCAAAACAGACUGACUUCAUACACUUUUCUCGCAGUUUGGCUCCACCACCAAAAGUGAGCUGAGUUGUGGAGAAAAGUUUCUGAAGCAACAUAUUGCAACUAGGUCAGCUGGGAAGCAGACAAGCUUAUCUCAUCUCACCUAUGUACAACUUUUGUUGCAAAAAGCAGACCCCACCCCUCCCUUUAAAGAUGAAUGAAGUAUUAACCUAUGUCUCUCUGUGUGGUUAAAGGAAUAUGAAUGGACGCCAGUACUGUAAUUCUAUUUUUGCCCUCAAGUCUACUUCACAGAGUGUAGUAAACCGGUCCCUGGGCUGUUGUAUUUCAGUCUAUAUGUGGAGGCUCCCAUGUUUGAAUCUUCCUUCAUAACAAUAACAAAUCACUAAGUAUAGAGAAAUAGCAUUUCAAGGGCUGGGCAACAAUACUCCCCCCCCUCAUGUCUAGCUUUCUCUAGCUUUCCCUAUGCAGGUUUUGUUUGGGGGGGGGUUAUGGAAGAGCAUUCUGUCAUGUGAACCCCCACCUGCCAUUUGAAAUGGUACUGUCUAGGUGAAGGGUUGACACUACCUCAGGGAAAUCUACAUCUGAGGUACCCACUUGUAAUCUCUUUUUGUAUGCAUUUUGUGCUACUCUGAGUAGUGCUUCAUUUGUAAAAUAUCAGGGGCUGGUUCUGAGUCAUAUAAACAAGUUUAUCUGGAAAUCUUCUCUUUAAUCUAUGGAUUUAACUGGAGUAAUUGUGCACAUUUGUUUUAUUUAUCUGAUUUAGGAAAUGAAUGCACUACUGACCAUUUUUAGCAAAAUCUCUAUAGAGUGGCUUACAAGGUGUCAUAAAAUGUUACAAAACAGAAAUGGGAAUACAGUAAAGACAUUAUAAAAAUCUGUUGAACCUCUUCAAACAUAUGCUGCUUGUUCCUGUGCUUCUCCCAGAAAACAGGUUAUAUUAUAGCAGCCUUCUCCAACCUUUAGAUGUUUUAGACCACUACUCCCAAUAGUCAGGGAUGAUGGGGACUGCAGUCCUUUCACAUUUGGAGGGCACCUGCUUUUGGGGGAUAAAUGGGAGGGAAAUGCAGGAAGCAAAAGUGUAGUUUAGUGGCCAACAUGUUUUGGACCUUGUUAGUGAGUUCUACAAAUAAAAAUAUUUGUAUAGUUAACAGAACUGUGCAUUAGAGAUAAGACCUAGUCUAAUGAAGUUCUGUCUCUGUGUGGUUUUAAGAAGGGAAAAGCCAUAGCUUAGUGAUAGAGCAUACACAGUUCAGCUCCUGUGCUCAGGUUAGCUGAAUUGGGAAAGAGCUCCUUUGGUGACUUUGGAGAAGCAGUGCCAUUCAGAAUAUGCAGAAUACUGGGCUAGAUGAUCCAUAUCAAAGGCCUGCUUAGUAGCAGACAUCUCCUGAUCCGCAAGCCUGAUUUGAUCCAGUAGUUACCAAAAAUUCCAAAACACAUCUAACAAAUCAUAUCAAAGCACCAACUUUGGUGCUUUAUUAUUCGUCUGCAACAGGCAUGGCUUGGUCAGAAGAGCAAAAUCCAACUCCUAUAACAAAAAACAUGUUUUUCAAAUUUGAUACCGUCAAAUAUAAAUCCAUGAUAAUCUUGUGGUCUUUGCACUGAAUUGGUAUUAGAACCAUUUCUCUUAAGAAUAUUUAAUGAAAAACAGGACAUGGAGAUUGUGCCCUCUGGGAGGGUUUUAUUAUAUGCUUUGGGCAGAGGUUGCCUUGACGCCUAUGGAUAAUUUUUUUAUGGAUACAUAAUCUGGUGGUGUGCUGGAGCAUCAGAACAAACUUGGCUGACUCGAAGUGUGUGUUUGACUAUUUUCCAAGUUUACCCAGUGCUGUAACUGAUGUGGUUUAACACAGUCUUUUCACAACAAGGAGUUGAUUUCAUUUUGAGGUGGCCCAGUUAUCCAUGUGUAGCAUAUAAAACACUUGCACUGCAAUGGUUCUUAUCACCUCAGAUUAUAAAAUGGCUAACAAUAGCACCUUGGUUGUACACACUUUCAUUAUUUCACUUUGUAUAGUGCAGGGCUUGUCUACAAUGAAGUUUACUGUGUGUCUGCAGCUGUUAACAUUCCUAUUUAAUUUGCACAAUCUACAUGACAUUACCUUCCAACAAUACCAACCCUGAUGCUCUCCCCUUGUAAAUGUGGGUUUAACCAUACAAGGAUAACCUAAUGAACUGGGGGGAAUUUGCCCUCCAACUGCUUCACUCGGGGUCACAGACUAUGUGUUGCAGUUCUUUCGGAGAGGUGAAUCACCACUUUCUGCUCUUCCCCUUUGCAUGACCACUACUUCCCUUGUGCUUUCAUUUCCUUUUAUGUACAUUCUUGUAGCUAUUUCUGGCACGCUCCUGAACGAAGUGUAGCCUUAAGACAUUUCUUAAUUUUGCUCCUUCAGAUUUGCACAAAACCAGAAAAUUACACAAACCAGUCACAUUAAAAAUGGUUUCCCGAACAUUUAUAUUUGGCUGACUACGGGCUUUUGUUUACAUCCUGGACUCAGGGCUCAUCCAAAUCCUGGGUAAGUCCCAUAAAAGGAGGAUUCUGGGGAGUGACUUACCCCACUCCAAACUUAGUUUAGCUGAGUCAUGUGACCUAUUAACCCAAUAGAAUUUACUUGAGCAGAAGGGUUGGUGUAAGUCAAGGGUGGUGUAAGCGGACACAGCUGGCAGUAGCCCCACUCCUGAACCAAGUUUGGGAAAAAAUUGCCCUGGCUUCCUAUCAUUUGGAUUGCUUUAUAAGUGACUAGGUCAGCCACACUCUCUCAGCCUAAUCCUACCCCACAGGGUUUUUGCGACAAUAACAGGCAGGGAGGCAUGUGUGUUACACUGAUUUGUGGUGUAAGAUAACAAGCUAGUUCUGUACAAUAAAUGUUUCCAGCUCUGCUUUCCUGAUCCAUUGCCCCACCACCCUGGCAGAUGCCUUUUAUGUUUAACUAGUAACUGUGGAGACAUUAGCAGGCCCUGAGUAAAGGGGGCAUGGGGAUGCAAGGCAGAGAGGAAAGCACAGUGUCCCUACAGAUUUGCCAUAAAAAGAAGUGCUUUAUUGAACACUCCACAUGCAUAAGACAGAGUGUCUAAUAAAAACAUAUGCAUUCUUGGCAACUCCUCCCAAUCAAAACAACUUAAAAACCCUGCUACAUGCAGAGAGGUCAGUUAUCUGAGACACCCCUAAUGAGACUGGGUGCCUUUACCUGAUGCGGGAGAAGAGAAUCUCUUUAAGAAACUGGAUCUAAAGCCUACCUGUAUAUACCUUUAAAGGUUUUCUCAUAUAUCAGGCCAUGGCUUCACAUUACAGAUAGGCUUUAAAAGAUGUUUGAAAUCUUCACAAUGGUUUCAUGGAUCAUGUUUCCUUACAAUGUAACAUGCUACUCAUUUGUAAUAUUUGGGUAGUGGAAGAAGAGGAGGAGGACCAUGUGUGUGCUUGGGCAUCAUAAAUUAUUUUUAUUUCUUUGAGAGCUGCUUUAUAUCACUAUGCAUGUUAAAUUGGUUUAGUAUAGAAUAUGACUAGAAUACUUCAGGAUAGUUUGCAUAUUUGAUUCCCUAAGAGUUGUGGAAGCGUGGUUGGGCUGUAUAAGAGACCUCUGAUGAUUUCCCAUCCUCUGAUAUGGCAUCUUCACUCUGGGCAAAAAGAGCUAGAAAGAGGUCAUAGUCUGGAGAUCUCCUCUUGAUCUGCCCAAGAGCUGACAGGGUCAAUAUUGUCAUUAACAGCAAUCAAGAAGGAGGUACAUUUGCAUUUGUAAUACUGGGUGCAUUUUUUUUACAUCCCUUGUUAUUGCAUAUUUAUAAUGUUGAAAGGAGCAAAAAUAGAAUAGAAAUUACAUGAAGCUGAUAAAAUCUGAAAGAAAAUAAACACUGCUUAGAAAUGUAAAUUAAUAAAACCAUUUCCUACUAAAUGAAUUGCUGUACUGAGCCUCUAAUUCUAUUGAUGUUCCAAACUCUCCAUAGCUUCCAAAAGAGUGACCAAAUGUAUGCAGUUCAACCAUCUUUAAUUUAUUACUUUGCACUCUGUCUACUGGUCUACUCUACUAUGAGGAACUGUUCGGUCUUCCAGAGUUGUAGAACAAGCUGCUUCUCUUAUAACCUAGAAAAUAUGUGUCUUCAAACAGCAGUCAAUCAGCACUGCAAAUGGCUUUGGAAAUUCUACAUGAUUUCACUCAUGUGGGCUUGUGUUAGGAAGAGAAAUUAGUCAAAACUCUUGAUAAAUAUAGGUCCUUCAAAUGUGAGCACAGUCAACAAAGUUCUGCAUGUAGUUAACUGAGAGCCAAUUGAAACAUUAUAGCUCCCAUGCGAAGGCUGAUUAAAAAGUGUUUAUCCUCAUGCUUUGUAUGCUAGGCAUAACAUUUAAAAGCCUCUUACACUAUGUAUUGGCUCAAAUUUGUACAAGGGCCAGCAAUUGCUUGGGAUGUGCAUUGCUGCUACUGGUGUGAAAACACUGCACAUUUUGGUAAAUGGGAGAAAUGACAAGCUUUUAAAUGCUACUCACAAUGCUUUUGGGAGUCUGUAACAUUUAAACCUGGCCUGAUAAUUCUUGUAAGGGAGUGACAGUGGUUUUGGUAUUCAGGAUAGUGGUUUAGAAAAGCCGAUAAAGGGCUGUUAAGUGGCAAAGCAAGAGAAACUCUGCAGCUCUUCUGAAUGAAACUUAAGGGCUUGUUUACAUGAUCUAGGAAUAGGGUGACCAGAUGCCAAUGAAGACAAGAUUCCUGCACCUUUUAACAGUGGCAUAGGGGAGGGAAUUUCAGCAGGCUAGAGUGCAAACUACACAUGCUGAAAUUCAUUUUUCUAAAGGUGUAGUCCUGUCAUCUUUUGCAUCUGGAUACCAUAUAAGGAAAGCAGAGUUGAUACAGCUGAAUUAACCAUUCUUCGUGCAGGAAAUAAAUCCCAGAGUGAGAUCGUCAUACUUUCAGGUUCAAGGUCUACAGUUUCCCCACUUUACUCUUUGCACAAGAGACAAGGCAAGUCCAAAUACUUCUGAUUAUCUGGGGGUGCUUUCUAUGCUCUCAGUUUGGUUUAGCUUCUGAUCAGAUUAAAAGAAAUCAGAAGGUAAAUCUAUUUAAGAUGUUCAAAAAGCCAGAUAGCUGAUCACCUAAGCAAGCCCCAAGUGUGUUAUUAAAUGAGGGCGGGGGAUUUUUCACUCAUGCAUGGUGCCAGAUUAACAGCCCUAGAGACUGAAGCCUUCUAUUUAUCCACAGAACAGGUACAGCACAGUCAGCAGCCAUGCAAGCUUUCCCACAGCAAAGUAUCAACCAAUUGUCUCAACCCUGUUCUGGAGGAACCACCUGUUGAGGUGAGAAGGUAGUUCAGUCUCUUUAUGUCCAGACUUGAUUUGGCUUUUCUGUAGCAACUGCUGUUAAAGAGCCACACCAAUAGCCCUAACAAGGAUGUGGACUUUGGAGAAAAGCUUCCAGCCUUUUGUGUUGGCCACAUCCAUUAAAAAAAAGUGGUGUUAACUGAUAACACAAUAUUUUGUUCUAUGCAAUGGAGGAACAAAUUUGAAAAUAUGUCUCAAUGAUUUUUCUGGUUAAAGAGUUUUCACAUCCCCUGCCAUAGAUUAUCAGAAAAUGACAACAGGGGAACAUGGUCAUUUUAGUUUCUUCUGCCUCCUGAUUAUUGUGAAGAGGCUGAGAAAACAAAUCCUAUGCUUCUCAGCAGGAAAUUAUGCUGCUGUACAUGCAGAAGGCAUGCAGUUUCUGGUUAAAAGGGGGAAAAGGAAAGGUUUCUUCUGUCCCCCACUGCUGGUUUCAACCUUCUCUUUCACAAUGAAAGUUUGAGAAGGAGAUGGAAGACUGUUGAGGCCACGCUUCACUUAUUUGCUUGAGCUCUCUUGGGAAAACCUAAAGCAACUCAAGUCCCCCUUCUUGGCUGAGCAUUUUCCAGAAUCGUUUGUAGAGGGUGGGGGGUGAAUGCAAAGUGAAGAACGAUGUUGUGGUUUUUAACUUGUUUUAUUUUUAAAAUUUAUAUCCUGACCUUCCUCCCAAAGGAGCUCAGGGUGGGAAAAUGGUGUGGGAAGUAGUUCCAGAUGCACUUGAGCAGAAAGUCCCACUCUGUCUUUCCUUUCUGUCCUUCUGCAGCUAGUCUAGAAUUCAUAUCUGUAAUGGAGAAAAGGCAACAGUUACUUUGCAGCAAAACCUAUGGGCAGAUGGUGCAUUAUAUGUGAAAGAUAUUUCCAUGCCUUGUUCUACAGUAGCAAUCUAUUAUCGAUCACAAUUCCUGUGAUCUGCCAGAGGCUUCUCUUUGAAGGUGUUCUUAGUGCAUUAAGUGAGAGGAGCAAGGCACAUAAUGUUUCUAGUGGCUGUUCUCUAGCUAUGAAAUAUCCCCUCCUUAAAGUUUGUCAAAGUCCAGAAGCAAUGUUAAACUUCUUUUAUUUAAGAGAUACUUAUUGGGAUAGUUUAGCUCCAUAUUUUAAUCUGUAUUUUUUUUGUACAGUGGUACCUCUGGUUACAAACUUAAUUCAUUCCGGAGGUCCGUUCUUAACCUGAAACUGUUCUUAACCUGAGGUACCACUUUAACUAAUGGGGCCUCCUGCUGACGCCGUGCCGCUGACAUGCAAUUUCUGGUCUCAUCCUGGACCAAAGUUCUUAAUCUGAGGUACUGCUUCUGGGUUAGUGGAGUCUGUAACCUGAAGUGUUUGUAACCUGAGGUGUUUGUAACCCAAGGUACCACUGUAGUCAUAUACAAUCCAGAUUACAGUGAUGUGCUCUAUGUGUGCCUUGCUCUGCAGAGCCUGGAGACUCUUCACGGGGUGCAAAACUACUUUGGAUUCAUUUGCACUUCUUUCCAGUUGGUUUCUGCAUGCAAUGCAAAGCCCCAGUCCUAACCUACAAAGACUUAAAUGGUUUGGGGGCAGGAUAUUUGAAGGGCUGCCUUGUCCCAUGUAAUGCUGUCUGUCGACUGUGCUCCGUACUGGAGGCCUUGUGUCUCAUCAGUUUCAGAAGCAUAAAAGACAGCCAAGCAUUGCCUUUUUUUUUGUUGCAGCAUCUGCAUUGUGGGCCUCCUCUCCCUACAGAGGAAAUUCAGUUGGCUUCCUCUCUCUUAUGCUUUAGGUGCCUUCCUAAGACUUAAAAAAAAAAGCAAAUCAAGCUUUUAAUGUGGCUUAGAGCUUUGUCUCCCUGUUUCAGCGCUGAAUUGUUUUCUAUUUCUCUUGGUUUUAUUGUAUGGAACUGAUUUUAUUCAUUUUGAACUGCUGUUUUUUGUGAGAUGAUUUGAGCUUGUUUUAUAAAUAAAAGCCAGGUAUGUAUAUUUUUAAUAAAUAAAGGAGAUGUAUCCAGAUACAAAACAUAAUAACAGCAACAAACCCAGGGCACAACUCAUGCUUGUUCAAUUCACUGAUGGCCUUUUCAUUGGGUUGUAUCCAAUGGUCCUCUUCUAGUUACGGAAGGGCUUUUGCAUCCAUGAACAGAAAGCAAGGGAGGCAAUUUUCACCACUUAUCUCUUCAUCCUGCAGCUCCCAGUUCCCUUAAAUUCUGUUCUGGAGGAUUUGGGAAUCUCUAGCCAGUGUAAAAAGUAUUGCAGGGUGCAGCAGGGGAAGAGGUAAUAGGUGAAAAUUGUCUAUCCCAGUUAAGUUGUGGGUGAACAUAUCAGACGACACAGCGAUUCUUCAAACAGCUCUUGUUUAUUCACAGGCCUGAACUGAACUGAAGGGUUCAGCCAGCCUGCUUAUAUAGAGCUCCACUACAACACAACUGUAACAACUUUCUGUAACUAUCCAAUCACUGAACGUCACUUUCAAUCCCUUAUUUGCAUAUGUGGACCUGAGUGAAAACUAUCUACAGUAUCCCCCUGCUGGCCCAGGGUAAGAACAUCAGUACAUAGCAAUCCCCAUUCCAUUAUUAGGCUUCACUUUCAGGAAUUGAAAGACCCCUUCUACUCCAAUAGAUACAACCCAUUAAUUUUUAUGUAGCUGAAUUUUUCUGAAGGAACUCUGUGAUACUGCAAAACUACUUCAUUUUUUGAAGAAUUUCAGAACUGCAGGUGGUGUUUUGGCUUCGUAUUUUUUAUAAUAAAUUAUGUCUGAAAAAGCUUGUUGAUUGCGUAAAUGUGUAAGUGAGGCAAACAUGAGGGAAAGCAGCUGUAUUCUAGUAGGGCAAGAAGUUAUUGCUUGAGCUGUAUGUUAACCUUGGUCAACUUCAGAAAUCCCUGGGAGGAUAUCGGUGAAAGUGACUACAAAACUUUGGUGUAAUGCAGUCCUUACAGGUUCUGGUACUGGUCUAAGUCAUGAGCAAUGCUUUUAAAUAAUUUUGCAUUUUACAUUUAAUGGAAUUUUACAACUCUCCCACCCUGCCCUAUGUGCGGAUACACAGAAUUUGUGUUGCGUAUUCAUUUUUACCUGACGCAAAAUACUGCUUUUGUGUAGUAGCAAUGCACUCUGAACUAUAAUGAAACAAUUUUCACUGUCCUCCCAGUUAACAUAAAUCUAGUGACUUUUGGUUAAAGUAAGUACAGUUCUAGAUCUACCCAAGGGCAUUAAACAACAACAAACCUCUUUCAUGUAUCUGGAAAUGAGAGAAAAUUAAAAACACAGAAAUAUCUUAACAACCUGAUUAUCCCAGUGUAUUAUACAUUUUCCAGGAAGAAAUCCAAGAUGUAUGAGGGGGGUGGGGGUGUCCUUUCAGGCUUUAUGUUUUAUUUAUGAUUUGAAGCUUAUUUCAGCCACAAAGCACUUCAAAUGUGGCAAGAAAAAAAUCUACUGGCCAAAAUUUUGAUACUACUGAUCUCAGUUUCAAAAUAAUAAACAAGGUUGAACUGAGAGAUGGGAUUUGAGUUCUAACUUCAUUCUUAAGCUUCAGAAAAUAGAGCUAAGCAGCUGGCAGAAAAGUAGGGUGCAAUUAAGCAGGGAAAUGUCAUUCUUUUAUGUUGGGCAUCUGAACCACAAAAAAAUCUUGAGUGCGGUUUUUAUCUCUAUGGCCACGUUUAUAUGUACAUUUCUCUGUUUGGUGUUCAUCUGCUUGACACCAACCAAGCAUAAGCUUCUCCAUCACAGGAGCAUGUGGUUUUAAGCCUUUGUUGCUUUUUUGGUGAACCGAGGCAAUAUCUCUUCUGAACUCAGCCAGCAAGGUUAGCCACAAUUAUUGUAAUGACUUCUAAUUGAUCUCUCUGAGCCUUUCCCCUUUUAAAUACAUUGUCUUUCAUCUACAGACCCAUUCUGAGGAGAGACCAUUUCAAUGUGAGGAAUGCAAAGCACUGUUCCGAACGCCAUUCUCUCUGCAGAGACACCUUCUAAUACAUAACAGUAAGUGCUAAUAUAGAAGAUCAAGAAGUUCCCACAUAUCACUGCUGUCUUGUAAUCUGUGAAAGUAAGUGCACUGUUAGUUUAGAAGACUGUCUGGUGUAGGUUAGUAUCAGAGUCUUUUCACUAAAUGCACAUGGGGGGGGGAUGGAGAGGGAGAUUUAGAAUUUAAAACUCUAACCAUGACUAGUAAAGUGGCAUGUAGUUUAUCAAUAAACUAGUGAUGCAUUGUAUCUUUGGCAGGGAACGGAGUCUUUGUCUGUUUGAUUCAAUAGAAAAAUGAUCUUUAAUAUACCAUUAGGCUGAGAGCUACAGAAAGACAAAUGUGUUUAUUAUUUAACAAACAUCCCUGGGUGGGGAGUCCUUCCGUCAAUGUGGGCAAUACAAAUGAGUUCUUCAGAAGAUAUAAUCCUGGUUCAAUGCUCAAAAUUGACGUGCCUGUUUCCAUCUACUCCUUACCCAGGAAUAGCCAAAUUUGUACAGCACACUUUGUCUCUCUUGUAUAAAACUCCAGUGGUGAGUAUCCUUCCCCUCCUGACCUUACCGCUUAGUACCAUUCACCAGUAAAUCCUGCCCAUUUUGUAAUGAGCUUCCCUUUUUUCAAGAUAUGUCAUUGGCAGGCAAUGGUCGGUAAACUCCUAAUGACCAUAAUUCAUGUGGUGAAUGGUGGUAAAUGAUACACAUGCAGCCUAGGACAUUCACCCAAGGAAUGUGGAUCUCUACAGAGAGUGUGAUGUAUGUUCCAAUUCAGUCCUUUGUGCUGCCUGUGAUUAGCAUAGGGAAGGGGCAUAGGUUAGAUGGUUCGAUCCCUGGAAUCUCCAGGUAGGGCAAGAAAAGCUGCUGUCUGAAACCCCAGAGAGCUGGUGCCAGUCAGAGUGGAAAAUACUGAACUAGAUGGACAAAUGGUAUGGCUUGGGAUAAGGCAGUUUCCUGUGUUCCUAUGUUAGCACACAUGAAGGGGAAUAUAAUUGUAUUCGUGGAUAUUUGAGGGUGAUAUAGAAGGUGAAGUCAUUGCAGAAGAAUUAAAGUCCUUAUGCAGAAAUUUACCUCAUGAUUCAAAUAUCAUCUGUGUCCUGAACUUAGUUGCCUUAGUCAGCUCCUCAAGAAUGGUAGCCUCAGAUGAUCUGCCUUAAAGAAUUGCAGGAAGGAUUACAACCUGAUACAUAAAGCAUUGUGAACACAUUAAAAGCAUUAUAUAAAUGCUAAGUAUUAUUGUAACCUGAUACAUUUUUAAUGUGAUGUUGCUCUCCACAUGCCUGUGUUACAAGGCAAGUUUUAGCCAAUAAUAAUAAUAAUUCAUACCCUGCCCAUCUGGCUGGGUUUCCCCAGCCACUCGGGGAGGCUUACAGCAUAUAUAAAAACAGCUAGAGUACUGCAGUAUCCCAUGUGAAUUUGGGGGUCUGUUCAACAAACAAAAACAUUUCAGUACCAUUCCCCACUGCCAGUGGCGUAGCGUGGGUUGUCAGCACCCGGGGCAAGGCAAGUAAUUUGCGCCCCCUAACCCUGAGUGAGCCAGGUAGGGGCAGAGAGCUGCGAGUGCGAGCGCCCCCCCCCAGAUGUUGCGCCCGGUGUGGCUGCCCCCCUGCCCCCCCACGCUACGCCACUGCCCACUGCUACUUUGAAGCAAUUCAAAUGAAAUUAAAAGUUGUGGCUGUGAAAGUCAAAGAAUUCCCUAUAGACUUCAAAAUCUGUUUCUCCACCUUGAAAUUCAUUAGGCAUUUUUUAAAUUUCCUUAAUGCCUGAUCAUCUUGAUCAUUGUUCCUCUGGUGCCCAAGCAUGCGAGUUGAGAUUUUGUUUGUGUAUCUUUUGUAUGACUCAUAGAAGACCUGAGAUUCUUAGAUAAUCCUUUGAGACUCAAAGGUGACAUGUACAGAAAUGAAGAAAAUGUGCCAUGUUUGUACAGCAUAAUUGUGCUUGUAACAAGUUUCUGAAGGUAUUGAAUGAUUCUCUUGUUUACUAGGCUGACCAUGUAUAGAUUAAGCAAAAUCCUGUGAAAUGCCAAACACUACCCCGGUCCAGUAUUGUGCUGAAACAGUUAAUUUUUCCUUCACUUCAAAAUUGUAUAGCCUUCGUAUCUCUAUAAAAAAAAUUAAAUGUCUAAUGCCCAAGUGUCAAUAAAACAAAACCAACACAAUACUAUGUAAUACAAUAAACUGAACUGUAGAAAACACAACUUGAAAAAAGAGACAAUGCACGUAUUUUUGUAAACUAAGAAAUCUUUAAUAACAAUAUAUUUUUUUAAAUACCAUGCAAUACAAUAAAAUUAGUAUAUCUGCUUGCAUUUUAUGUUUUGUUGUAUUCACAAUAGUAUUGGCUGUCUGCAGCUUGCAUUAGUUUUUGUGAGUUUACAUUUUUCAGUGGUUUCAGAAUGGUCAGGCAGGGCCAAAUAUAUAAAUAGUGAUGACCAACAUUUCCUAUCUACGUUUUUAGCUGUUUCUAUUUUAGCUGUAAGCCGCCUUAACUUUUUCAUUGCUGAGAAAUGUGCAAAUUCAUCUUCACUUGAGUAAUUUGUAGAAUAGGAAAAUACCUCCAAGAUACACCUGGAACGCACACUGAGUGUAGAUUUCUAAAAUGGAUGCCUGAAAAAUGUGCUUUCUUGGACAUCUUUCAAGGAACUGUAGCAGGAGGAUUAUACAGUCGUAACUUGGUUCUCGAAUGGAAUCCAUUCAGGAAGUCUGUUUGACUUCCAAAAACAUUCAAAAACCAAGGUGCAACUUCUGAUUGGCUGCAGGAGCUUCCUGCACUCAAGCUGCGGAAGACACAUUGGACAUUGGGAUUCCAAAAAAAGUUCAUAAACCGAAACACUCACUUCUGGGUUUGUGAUGCUUGGGAGCCAAAACGUUUAGUCACAAGGUGUUCAAAUACCAAGCUAUGACUGUAUGCCACAUGAAGUUAGGAUACUUUUAAAAACAGUAGUUUUAUAAGCACCCCUUAGUAUGAUAGUGGAAGUUAAGCUAAGUCUACUACUAACAUAGCUUUAUUCCUUUUCUCCCUCUGCAAGGUGAAAGAACUUUUAAGUGUGAUCACUGUGAUGCAACCUUCAAAAGGAAGGACACAUUGAACGUUCACAUACAAGUAGUUCAUGAUGGCCAUAAGAAAUACAAAUGUGAUUUGUGUGACAAAGCCUUUGUGACACCGUCUGUGCUUAAGAGUCAUAAAAAAGUAAGUAUAACCCGUAGCUUGUAAAAACUGAGGUCAUUGUAAAUUCAUUCAGUGUGUACUAUGCUUACCUUUGAAUAUACAGAUAAUGGAAUUUAUUUUAAGGUAAAUAUUUUCAGCUGCGGAUUGUCCAUACCAACAGAGUAAUAAAUACUUAUGAAAAGUGAUAGCAUAUGCAAAUAUUAGAAUUAAGGUAGCUGUAAACACAGUUUUCAAGAGCAAGCAAUGAAGACCUCCAAGCUUAUUGGUGUGGUCCAAUCUUAUUUAUGAAUCAGUGGAGCUGUUUUAAGACUCCCCAACAAUCUUUAUUCCUUUGACUGCGACUUACUACAUUUUUUUCUCAUAUCUCACUCUCAUUCCUUAUUCUGAUAACAAUAGGAUUGUUCAUUAGUUUCAGAGAGAAAUCUAUGCAAGAACUUGUAUUAUUUUAAUUGAUUGGUUUGGGAAACAUUGCAAAUGUGGAUGUAGACAAAUACCCAGAAGGGUAUGAAAGCCUGGAAUAAAUCAUUCUUUCAACAUUUCUUCUUCCAUUGGCUUUGUAUACCUGCUGACAGCUAUUGAAAAAGCCCAAUGACUCAAAGUACAUAGCUUCCUGGGGGAAAAUGCUAAACUCUUCCCUUCUUUGUUAAGCAAUUGCACGUUGUAUGCCCUCUCAGGGCCAAGGCUGUGGUCUUGAGUUUGAAGUAUUGACGGGUUUGUAUUUGUCUUCACUUUGAUUUCAUUAUUGUUUUGUGCUGUUGCAUUUGAUAAGAUGAGCUAUGUCAACACUCUCUCCACCUCACUCUGUAAGUCCUGACUUUCGAUGAACAGAGUAAAUAUUGACAUUGUUUAUCCACUAGGGAUGCAGGAGUUAGUGGCAGGAUUUAUUACGAUUAAAAGAAGUCUCUAGAAGGUCAUAUCCUCUGUCACCUUACCUAACUGGCAGGUAGACUUAUGGUUUUGAUUAAACUCUUAACAGUUUUGUAAUGGAAAAAAGUCAACUAUAUUGAUUUUUAAAAUAAAAUAAAAUCCUGAACUAGUAGGCAGAAGCCUAAACCUUCGUUUAGAGGAUAUUUUUUCUUACAGUUGUAUCCAUGGAGAGAUCAGGAAUAUAUGUAGAGUUUUUGCCCUCUCAUUCUUCUUAAUUGGUUCUUACUGUGGAAAGAACUGGAAGUGACUGAAGUGGAAAAUCCUGCAUUUGAACAAAUGCAGUCUGCCUGAACUUUGCAAGACAGCACCCAUUUGAGUGGCCAGAAGCACCCAGUGUCUGCACUGUGAUGUCCUUGGCUUUGAUUUUUAUUUAUUAGAGCUUUUCUAAUCAGCCCUUCAGACUCUUUCCAAAUAAAAAGGUGCCAAAUCUAGUUUGUGGGGCACGAGUGUUCCAUAAUCGUGAGUGCAGUCACUGAGAAGGCCUUUGCUCUUGUUCCAGACAGCUGAGUUUCCACCCUAGGUGGUGAUGUCCUUCUGAUCUAUAGGAGUGGGCAGGGUAGUAAGGGAGGAGGCAAUUCAUUCAGUAUACUGGACCUAAGCUGUUUUAAAGGGAAUCCUGAGAGUGUGGUAUUGCUCUCCCCUCACAGUUGUCACCCUACAGUGGUGGCCUCUUUUACUUCUCACCACUUUAUUUCACUGGCAGUGGCUGUUGGAGUCUUAAAUAUAUAACUGAGUUGGUAGAACAUGAGACUCGUAAUCUCAGGGUCAUUGGUUCAUGCCUCACAUUGGGCAAAAAGAUUCCUGAAUUGCAGAGGGUUGGAUUAGAUGCCCCUCACAGUCCCUUCCAACUAUACAAUUCUAUGAUUCUAUGGUGUCACCUGGGCAAGCUAUAUUUUGGUGUCAUCAAAAAACCUUAAGUUUCCUAUUUAAAUCAAUCAACUUAAAUGUCCUUGCCAUAAUUAUUCCCAUUGUAUUUUACUGUGGCUAGGUCCAGCAUUCCAUCUCAUAUUCACUAAAAUUCCAAAAUGUUCUUUUAAACAAGAUUGCUGGAUUAAGUCCCUUUGCAAUGAACAUAAACUACAGUCAAAGUUGUGUAAAAAAUGUACUUUCUCAUUGCUAUCUAGUCACAAUGAAUCUUUCAAGUAGUCAUCUUUCUCACAAUAGUUUUUAUAAUGCUCAAAAUCUUCUUUUCCAGCUAUAGUAAAAGUGUUUGUGGGCCAAAAUCUCUUUAACAAUUUUAUUGAACAAUAGCAUUAGUAGAACUGGACACAAACAGAAGUUUUAAGUGAACUUAAGGUUAUCAUUAAGAAAUCAAGCCAGUGUUUGCUAUAAAAACUGUAGUGCAAAUAUGGAAGUAACAAGGACCUUUUUCUUCAGCCGCAAGCAGUUUCAAGAACCAAUAAAGAUUAAUUGAAUUUUUAUGAGCCAAACCAUUUGAGAAAUAAAAAACAAAUUUGGCCUGUAGUUAAGUUAGAUAACCUGGUUUGUUUUGCAAUGAGUAGCAGUAUUCAUUCAGGCAUUUUGUGGUGUUGUCCUAAAGAGUAAUUGUAAUCUUAAAGUGUAACCAUUAUUAAACUCUUAAAACCUGAGUUUGAUAUUAUAGUGUGAUAUGUAAUGGAAGCUGAAGAAAUUAGACUCUUGGAGCAAUAAGAAUAAUAAACAUUAUUAAUUUAUGUUUUCUUUCGCAGCUAAGUUAACUCUUUCUCUUUUCCCUCCUUCCCCCUUCUUCCUGGUAGACUCACACGGGCGAAAAGGAGAAAAUCUGUCCGUACUGUGGACAGAAGUUUGCAAGCAAUGGAACACUGAGAGUACAUAUUCGAAGUCAUACAGGUACAACAUUACUUUGUAAGAAAUGAAUAACAUUUCCUAGGCACUUGAAUUGCACCAUUUCAUAGUGUAGAUUUGCCUAUUUGUAUUGAAGGGCAGUUUCCAUAACUCCCCUGUAAAGAUCACUGGUGCCGAAAUUUGGAAUUAGUUGCUUUAAAAAUGAAAUCUAAUAGGAUAAUCAUUAUAGAGAACCCUAACUUCUACUUACCAUACUUUAAUAUUUUCACAAUACAGUUUGCAGUGCAUGUGCUCCUGGAAUUUUACUUUAACCCUUUAGUUACUCUUUGCCAAAGGAACCAAUCAGUUUAAACGUUCACAUUUGAAACCAUGCAAACACCAACCAUGCUUUAAGAAACAUCUAUGUAGUUUAUGCCCUUGUUCAACAUAUCUUUCUCACUCAUGGUUAGGUGCUCAUUUCUGAUUUAGCUAGUUGACUUUUGGCCCCUGUUUCUCUUGAAUGUCAGGCAAAAGCUUUUUUUUCUGCGUAAAAAUUCUUCGCAAGCAACAGCUACACGAUCCCUUCUGUUUUAGACCUGCAUUAUGCACGCUGCCGCCGCCUGUCCUUCUGCUUGUGUUGCAGCCUGCAGUGGCUGUAUGUCAUUCAGCUGUAGUAAGCAAGGUACAUGUUGUGAUGCAUGACACUGUGACACGUGUGGUUGGAAAACACACCAUAUUACACAUACUGAUGCACAUUGAUGUUGCACUAACAUUCAGAGAUACUUUAAAAUCUCAAAAUUCUGGAGAAUUACUGUCCUAGUCUGUGCUGCUGCUGCUGCUGCUGCUGCUGCUGCUACUGUUAUUAUGUGGCUCCAAACAGAACUGAUGAUGAUGAUCAUGAUGAUGAUAAAGCGAUAAAACAUCAGACUUUAAAAACUUCCCUGUCUAAAAGUCAGACAGUUGUUUAUUUCCUUGACAUCUGAUGGGAAGGCAUUCCACAGGGUGGGCGCCACUACCGAGAAGGCCCUCUGCCUGGUUGAAUUUGUAACUCUUCAAGGAAAUGAUGAAUUACUGAGUGGACCUCCAAUGUAGCUAAAAGUUGGAAAAUUCGUGGCAUACAAAAGAAUGUAUUUGCUUAACAACUGUUAUAUACUGCUUGAUUCUUACAAUACUUCUAAGUGGUUUACAAGAAAUAUUAAAAUGAUCAGUAAAAAUAGUUCCUCAAGGUUAUUAUUAUUAUUAUUAUUAUUAUUUACUUGCCCUUCCUCCUACGGUCCCAGGGUGGGUUACAACAAUUAAAAUACAACAUCAAAAUAAAGUAUUGUAAAAAAAACCUUACAGUCACAAAAAAUAACAUGAGGGAUAAAAACUUUUAUCUGUCCACUUUCUCCAUACUGUGCAUCAUUUUAUACAGGCCUCCUCUUAUUCGUCUUUUCUCUAAACUAAAAAGCCCCAAUUGUUGUAACUUUUUCUCAUAAGGGAGUUGCUGCAUACCCUUGAACAUUUUGGUUGUCCUUUUCUGAUCUUUCUCCAACUCCACAAUAUCCUUUCGUGAGGUGAGGUGACCACAUCUGUAUAUAGUAUUCCAAAUGUGAUUGCACCAUAGAUUUGUAUGGUGGCAUUUUGAUAAUUUGCAGUUUGCCUUUCAGCUCCCUUCCUAAUGAUCCCUAACAUGAAAUUUGCCUUUUUCACUGCUGCCACACACUGGUCCCAGCUCCAGUUCCCUACUUGUAGAUUUUGCUGGCCAUCCCUCAGUGCCAUCAUGUUCUUACAACUGGCUGUACGUGUCUCUGUCACCUAAUAUGAAGUAGUUCUACUUAUCUAUAGAUCUGACAGUACAUCGAAGACACAAAUUUUGAAAACAAAGUGGAUGCCCUAGAGCAUUCUGUUUACCACAGACUACGUAUUCGAGUAAUUGGCAAGCUGCUGAGUGUUUUUGUGAUGUUUGGUUUCCAACUUAAAAGGGUGAGGAUUGGUGUUUGACAUGCAAAGCGCUUGUUAACAAAUAGUCUUCUUAUGACAUUCUGUUCGGUUUUGCAUAAACAAAUUUGGCUUGCAGGAAGAUGACAGAACAUGUGCACUUAAUCACUUGGCUUCCUAAUAUGUUUGAUAAGUCUUAAUCACUUCCAUCUCUCACGGCCACCUGUUAAGAUUAAAGCUGUUUACUUGUUUGGUCCUGUUUGUAAUUCUGACUGUAACCAGGACUGAAUACUGAUUAUUCCAAUGAAAAUUUAGAUUGUGUAGCUGAAACAGAAUCUACUUCUUGGAAAGGGCUGAAAUUGUAGUUCCUAACUGGAGGGUAAGGACUCAGCAGAUGGUCACAGAAUCCUUGUUUGCUGGUCACUGUGAUGCAGGCGAAUAAUUCUGGGACAAAAGUUUUGGAAGAGGAUAUUAUCUGACCCUCUGUAUGUAGCUGCACAUUAACACAUUUGCGGUAUAGGAAGCUAGUAACAUUGUACUAUAUGGUGGACCCCGGUAUGAUCCGUCAGGGCAGUAGCAUAUUCGUAUUUCUUAAUACCUAAUUUAGACCUUAAAAAAUGCCAUGACUGAUGUAGGAUUAAGUUUCAUAUCUCCAGAAUAAAGUGCAGCGAAUUAUUUGUUGACAGUCCCAAGACUUGAGCAUUGCACCAAACAUUUGGGUGUUGUGCUUUAAUCUUGUCCUCCUGUUGUAACCUUUUCUACUUGUGUGCAGUGAGGGAUGGGGCAGAGCAGUGUUUCUCACCUGCUUUCCCAGAGCCAAACAUUGCUGCCAAUUAUUGAGAGGGGGGAGGGUUCAGUUGUGGGAAGCUCAAAGUGGGCACAGCAGUGGAGCCAAUCUGAUGUUCCUCUCCUCUUGAUGAUGCUUUGUGGUAGGAAGCCGGCUAGCAAUGCUUUGCAGUCUGCACCAUCCUGUCAACAACUGGGUGUCUGCCUGUGCAACAUUUACAGUAUAACCCUUGAAAGCUGUCACCAUAAAGAAAUUUAAGAAAAUUUGAUCUUGGAGGACAAUAGACAAGCAAAUUCUGCCCAUCCAUAUUGGGGGACAGACACUAGAUCUGAGUGUGAUUGGGAAAUGUCCAUAACAUAGCCCCGAGAAUUCAUGGUCAUUUGUCAGCAUGUACUGGUCUAGUAAAUCUUGUUACUAAUGACAACCAUGUUCUUCUCAGAGAUUAGCACACACUCUUUGCAAGGCAGGAAAACUAAGCAUGUUCACAUUUUCCUCAACCUCUAUUAUUUGAUGUGUGGUUAGAUGGCAGUCCACAAGUAUCUCUGUUUCUCCCAUCCUCCUCCACCAUUUCACUUGGAAUUCUAAUUUGUCUACAGUUUCGGUUCUCUGGAAGGCUCUUCCUUGCUCGAUGUGCAGCAAUGUGAUCUGCUUAUACGUUUAGCUUUUGUAGUGGUUCUGGGGGUUGCUUGUGCGUAAGCCGGUGCAAACACCUGGCUGGGUUGCCUGAGUGAACCUUUUCUGUCCGGACAGCCACUCACCUGUCAGUGGGCGUUUCUUAAACUUCUUCCAGCAAAGAAGCUCUUUGACGCCUAGUCUCCUCCUACUCUCCCUGCACGAAAGCCUUCUGCGCAAGGAGGGCGUAGGCAGCGGAGGAGCUCUACUCUCCCCGCUGGUCCCCGGCAAGGAGUCAUGGGACCGCCUCGCCGCUUCCCCCAUCUGCCCCCCUUCUCCGCUGGUGCUACGCUGAUUCUCUUCCCCAGAAGAUGGGCUGCCUCUCUCAAUCCCGGGACGCUCUCCGGAAUCCCUCUGGAUUUUGCUCUCUCCCUCCGGCACUGAUGGCAGUUCCCUGACAGCUUUUUAUUAAACUUUCAGGUUUGAAAGGAAAUCUGUGAUUGACCACUGUGCAAAAAGAAUGCUGGACUGUGAGGGCCUUUGGUCUGAUCAACAGGCUUGGUCCUACACUCUUGGUCGUUGCUAAAGGGGCAAGCCUUGUGCAAGGACAUAAAAUCUAGUAGAAGCUUUUAGAAAAUGUAUUCUGUUUAUAUUCAGAAUAAAGGUAGACGAUUGCAUGUUUGCAUGCUUAUCACAGAAUCUGCACACAUAAAAUUGAAACAUUAGGGAGAAGGUUUGGUUAGGAUCCUUUACUCUGGCACUGUAAUUUUCCGUGGGCAGAGCAUUUUUUACAUUAGGGAAUUCACAUAGAAUACAUCUCUCACUGCACCAUGACUUUUGCAAACAUAUCCUGAUGAGAUCCAUAUGCAGCUGAGGCUGCAAUCCUAUGCUUGUUUACCAGAGAGUAAGCUCCACUGAACACACUUGAACUUAAUUCUCAGUAAACAUAUGAAGGAUUAAGUUGUGGUUUUGCAAAAGGGGCUAACAUCCAUUUUGUCCCCAGGCCACCACACAGCUAUCUUCAGGUUUGCUCAUUAUAGAGUGGUUUAGAGUUUGGAUUUGGAUUUGGUUUGGCCCAGUAUUAAUUUGCAGAGUAGGAGAAGGCUGUGACCUUAAAGCAGACAUACACAACGUGUGACCCAUUAAGCCAAACGGAUCCCUCCAUCCACAUAUGUCAACCCAACUGCAGCUCAGUUAAAUGUAUUUUUUUCCUUGGGAUUGCAAAAAUGAGGGCUGUCAAGCCCACAGCAGGACAGAGGUGGCAUAUUGUGUUCCACUUCAUGGGUCCCAACUAAAGCAGGCCUGGCUUAAAGGAACACAUCAGUAAACUAAUUGCCAUCGAAAUGGUUGCAGAACAUUACAUUCUGUAUCCCCUCUCUUUGUUACCGUGAACAGCAGAUUGGCUUCCUAGAUAUUGUAACUGUUCCUUAGGAUUCCUGUCAAAGGCAUAACUCCAAUGAACCGGCCUAAAUGUUUCAGCAUGUGGCAAAUGGCCUGAAUCUUUCAGCAGUGGAGCUAGAGAACCAGGCAGAGGGCCUUCUUGGUAGUGGUGCCCUCCCUUCAGAUGUCAAGGAAAUAAACAACUAUCUUACUUUUGGAAGACAUCUGAAGGCAGCCCUGUUUAGGAAAGUUUUCAAUGUUUGAUGUUUUAUUAUGUUUCAAUAUAUGCUGUGAGCCACCCAGAGUGGCUGGGGAAACCCAGCCAGACGGGCGGAGUAUAAAUAAAAUUGUUAUUAUUAUUAUUGGAGUAAUAACCAUGUCUUGAGACGCGGGUGGCGCUGUGGGUUAAACUACAGAGCCUAGGACUUGCCAGUCAGAAGAUCGGCAGUUCUAAUCCCCGUGACGGGGUGAGCUCCCGUUGCUCGGUCCCUGCUCCUGCCAACCUAGCAGUUCAAAAGCACAUCAAAGUACAAGUAGAUAAAUAGGUACCGCUCCAGUGGGAAGGUAAACGGCGUUUCCGUGCGCUGCUCUGGUUCGCCAGAAGCGGCUUAGUCAUGCUGGCCACAUGACCCGGAAGCUGUACGCCGGCUCCCUCGGCCAGUAAAGCGAGAUGAGCGCCGCAACCCCAGAGUCGGUCACGACUGGACCUAAUGGUCAGGGGUCCCUUUACCUUUAAUAACCAUUGUCAGGGGUUCAGGAGCAGAGGCAAGGGCAAGGGAGGAAACAGAGAGCGAGGGGGAGGAGGCAGAAGAAAAGAUGAGUGAUGACGACAACCCGAGAUCUCCGAGUCUUUCCAGUGAAUCAGAAGAUUCACAGAAAGGAGCACCAGUGGCCAGGGCAAGGGGGGAGCCUAGGGGACGCCCCAGGAAGAUAGAGCCAGAGGGGACUCAGAGGGAGCAGUUGGAAAUCGGGACCAGCGUCACCGCCAGAGAGCAGGGAAGAGGAAGGAGCCAGGGAUCAAGCGCUGGCAACUCACAACAGGGGGGAGGGCACGAGUCAGGAGUGGCCACACCUCCAUCGGGGAGCGAAGAAACGGUCAGACGGAAGGUGGAAGGUUGGGCGCGCGCCAAGUUCAAAUGCACAGGAAGGUGGCACAGUAGGCAGCCCGGAAAGGGAGCCAGGUCCUAAAGCCCGCCGAAAGGAGGGAGAAGAGUCAGGGGGGUCAGCGUCAGAGGAAUCCCGGAAAGAAGAGACCCCAGGGGGCAGAGGGACCCAGAGAAGAACAGUCAGGCGGAAAAGGUGGAGCAGGGCUAGGAUAUUAAGUUGGUGUACAAGGGGCGGAGACUCAGACGGAGCUUCGCCGGUCUAACCAUGAGACGUAGAGUUGCACGCAGCAGUUUGAGAAUGGAAACUGUAACUCAAUAAAGACUUUUGUUUAGUGAUCGCUGGCUAGCGUGAUCCUCUGUGAGCUAGGAUCUGGAAGCAGCUCUGACAACCAUGAACAGUGAUGCACUGAGAUAUAAGAGCAUAGAUAUAAGGGAGGACAAGGUCAUGGAUAGCUUUGAAGAGGCUUGAGCUGGAUUCAGCAGUAGAAAUGAAGUAGCACUGAUGUAUUAGGAAGACCUUAAUUCAUAUAUUUCCAAACAAUCCUUAUGUUUAAUGUGCUUUAGUAAGGAAAGCGAAAUUUAAUAUUUUAUUAUUUCUAGCAUAGGUCUUUUUUACAAGAGGGGGUUCCUAUAAGCAGUUACUCCCCAACACACUUUAAUCUUAGAGUUGUUUGCACAAUUCAGGGUCUAUCCCAGAGGCAAGUUAAUUGAGUUCAAAGUGAAGAAAGCAACCCCCCAAAAAGAACCCUUGACUCACCUUUCUGAUAAGUAGUUGUGUAAACAAUAACAGAGUUGUUAUCCUGGUUAGGUAGAGAUUGUUUCUCAUAGAGAAACAAAGUGAAUUGUGAAUGACCCAAGAUAAUCUGCAAGGGGUUAUGACCGAAGAAGUCUGAAAUCUCCUGUUUUUCUGAUGAACAAACUUGAGAUUGGACUCUUCAAAACUCAGCUACCUUUGCUACCUUAGAUAUGUACUUUGCAUAUUGGCUAAUUAACCUCCUUACAGUAUAUACUGGUAUCUUGCACUGAUAAUUAUGAUUAUUAUUUAUAAAUUCAAUUUAAAUACCAGUCUUCACCAAAAAAUCCCAGAGUGCUUUACCCAAUAAAAACAAAGGAAAACAUCAAACAUAGGAAAAUAUCAAAUUAACAACUAUGUUUAAAUUCCACUGAUACAAUCAGCAUACUGGGGCAGCACUGGACAAAGCAAUUAAGUAGCAGCACUGCAAAUAGCCAUGCUAAUUCACUAACCUUGCCCAAAGACUUGUGUCAGCAGAUGUAUCAUAAGCUGACAUGCGUAUGUGAGUGUGGCAUCCUUAUCUCCAUAGUGAACAAGUUCCACAGACAAGGGGGUCACCACCAAGAAGGUCCUAUCUUACAAGAAAUGUUUGCAGAAGGAACCAUGAGAUGGGCUUCCCCUGUGGACUGCAGGGCAGAUAAGGGGAGAGGUUCUCCGUCAAGUAUUUGGGCCCUUAGAGCUAAUGUGUUCAAUGGAGCCCAGUAGUAAAUAGUCAGCCAGUGAAGUUCACAUAGCAUUGGUAUGUUAUUUCUUGCCUUAUCACUCACAAUACAUGUGACUGUAGUCUGCAGCAGAUUCCUGACUGUCCUGAAUUGUAUAAUAAGGGAUGGAAAGGCCAGUCCCCAAGACUUUUGGAAAGCUAACACCUGUCAGAAUAGGCAACACUGUGGUAAAUUUCCUUCCCAUCCUGAAUCGUUAUUGACUUUACCAAAAUUUUAAAAGGAGUAAAAUUAUCCUACUGAAAUAAAAACGUGUUUUAUAUUUCUGACACCGACCCCAGGAGAAGAGAUGCAACAUUGCCAUUGGGGACUCAGGUGGUCUCAGUGCCUAGGAGUGCCAAUUUCCUUCACUGGCUGGUUUGGCCUCUUUUGAGCAGAGAUGUCUUAGCAACUCUAGUAACUCACAGACUAGAUUACAGUGGUGCCUCGCAAGACAAAAUUAAUUUGUUCCGCGAAUUUUUUCAUCUAGCGAAUUUUUCGUCUUGCGAAGCACGAAAUCCCAUAGGAAUGCAUUGAAAAUCAAUUAAUGCAUUCCUAUGGUCAAAAAAAGUCCAAACAAAGCCAAAUUUGGUACAACAAGAGUUUAUUAAGUGCUCUUUAAAGUCACACAUACUAUAAAGAGCAUUUCAAAAUUCAAACCCAGAAUUUUUUUUAAAAAACAGCAGAGUGGCCCAAUGGUCACAGAAAAUCAUAAAAAUGCAGGAAAAAAACACACAAGCUUCCAGAUUCUUGCAAACCCCUCCCCAACACCAAGUCCUUGAAUUCCAAACACCCCAACCCAAAAUCCAAAACCCCCCCAAAAGGUUUUGAAAGCUUAACUUACCAAAUGGCUGCAAAAGAAGUUUUGGAAAAGCUUCAAAAAUCACCAAAGUCUUUAAAAACCUCAAAAAAGGCUACUAUGUACACUGCGUUCUAUGAGUUGCUCCUCUAAGUCAAGUCGCAACUGUAUUAACGGUGUUAAGAAAAAGGAAACAAACUUGCAAGAUGUUUUCGUCUUGCGAAGCAAGCCCAUAGGAAAAUUCGUAUUGCGAAGCAGCUCAAAAAACGGAAAACCCUUUCGUCUAGCGAGUUUUCCGUCUUGCGAGGCAUUCGUCUUGCGGGGCACCACUGUACUGCAAUGCACUCUACAUGGAAACUGCCCUUGAACAAGAUUCAGAAACUAUUCUGAAAUGCAGGAAUCAGAUUAGUAGCUGGAGUUCCAGCAGAGUCGGCCCUCUUGAUGUUCCAUCACCUUCAGAAGUAUGGGGACUGGUGUUCCAGAAGAAGUUGUUGUCUCUGGCUGUGGAUUUGCCUUUCCACAGAGGUUUGUCUGGCCCCGUCAUCAUUCAGUUUUUGUAGUAUGCUUAAGGCGCACUUCUUUACUGUGGUAUUUGACUGUAAUUUGUUCUAAACUGAUUUUAAUAUGGUAUUUUAAAAUUGUAACCUGCCCUAGAACUUCACUGUGAUGGGCAGGCAAGAAAUCUAAUAAAUAAAUAAUGAUAGCAAUAAUAAAUAUUCUCAUUUCUUCUUCUUUUUUUUCUGGGUUCCCUAAAGUCCCUAAAGUAUCCUUCAUCUUGGACACUGCCACAUAGUAAAUUUCCUUGAUCUUACUGCAGCCUCUCUUUAUAACAAAUCACUUGGGUGAUUUUUCUUUCCUUUUAAAAGAAAGAAUCUGUUGUCUAUAAAAAUACUUUCAUUCUAAUAAGCCACAAAGUUAAAGAGUUCUGCAUUCCUAGCACUUUGGGGUUGUACAUCAUUGUCUAUUUUAUCUCCCCGCGACAGUUAAAUCUUCAAAAGUACCUGUAAAGUCUCAGGCAGAUGUCAGCCUCCUGUUGGUUUGCUACUAGUGGAUGAGAGAGUCACAUUAUUUCAAAGGAUACUUGGCUAGAUUGCUAGUGACUUCUUUAGAUCAAAUGAAUUACAACACCCAAUAGGUUGAAUAUUGUGAGGAGCUGGAAAAAGAACCAGCACUGGGUUCACAGGGGUCAGAGAUUUUAAUCUUCCUUCCUUCCUUCGUGUUUUUUUUAAGAGGGGGUGGUCAGAAAUACUGAUUCCAUCCCACUAAAAACCCAAGGGCCCUCAAAUCCAACAAAGAAAACAUGCUUAAUUCCAUUGAAAUCAAUUGGAUCAAAUGUAACUUAAUUUUUUUUAUUAUUGUACCUCAAAAUAUAAAUUGGAGUCCUAAGGGGGAAGGUAUUACUAAAGCAAGUGUGACUUAUUUCCAAAUAAAUAUACUUAAGUGGCUUUUUCAAGUUUAUUUAUUUCCUGAAGACAUCCUAAGUAUGUAAUGCUGUUUCUAUUACAGUAACCAUACAUAGAUGGAACCAGGAUUGUAUCACAGUUGAAUUCAUUACGUUUGUUUGUUGCUAUAAUUCAAGAUUUCAGUGUUAUACUACCAUCUGAUGUUUCUUUUUAAGACAUCUAACUGCCAGUACUUUGCAAAUUCAUGAAAGCUCUCCCCAAACCCAGUUUUCUGAGUCAGAAUAUAUUUCAAGCUUAAUAUUGAGCUGGAGCUGAUUUGGAUUAUUUAUAUCUAUUUGGUUUGCAAAAUUUGAGCAUUAUUUGAAUGUUCUGGUUUCGUUUCCUCAUUGAACAUUUUAUAAACCAAAGGUUUACAUAAUGAAGUAAGCAAAAAGCCCUUUUCCUAACCUCACUUAUUUCAAUCACUUGGCUAUCUGUCAACAAAGUGCAUCUCUCAUAUCCUAUGUGUGCUUAGAAAAACAUCACCCUAUUUUUGAUGUUUCUUGGUCUGUUUGGAUAGCUGGGUUGUACUGUAUUAUAAAUUUCUUGAAAGCCCAGGCCAGUGAGUCUUGCAUGUGUAGUGCUGGUAUGUUUACUGGUACAGAUUUCUAUUGGUUUACUUGCCACUGAGAACGCGGCUAUUGUCUUCAGUGAAAAGCUUUGUGUAGUGUUUUUUCUCUCUCUCUCCUGACAAGAAUAAAAUAAAAUAAACACCUAACCUAUGCAAUUAGACAAAGUAAAUUUUUCAGUGAUUGCAGCAAGAGCUCUAUUGCUGCAGUAGAUUUUUCUAAAUUAGCUAAAAGUGUAAACGAAUACUUUUGUACAGCAUUCUCUAAGUAUCUAACAAACUUAUGCUGUUCUCCGUUACCUUAACCUUUUGUCCAUUCAUACUUGUUAUUGCCUGCUGUCGUCACCUCACACUAUCUCUGAUUAGAAAAGCUCUCUUACAGCUUCCUUUCUGGACUGCUCUAUUGAUCACCUGGCAGGGGGUGUUGAAUGUGUGAUCCAGAUGGCCCCGUCUCCUUCACCUCCCAUGACCUCCUGCCCAGGAGAAUUACCUUGAUUUUGCAGAUAGACUGUGGUCCCGGUUUGGUAUUGUAGUGCUGGAUUGCUGAUGCUUCUCUUUCUCCUGUUAUCUGAUUUAGGAUAUACUUAAAUAAAACAGUCAGAAUUCAGGAUGAAUAUUCUGGAUUUCUCUUUUUAUCAGCAAGGAUGUAGUAUGGGUGUGAUGAAAUAAAAAGAAGUCUGCUGAAACCCAAUCUGUUUGUGUCUGAUAAAGAAAAUCUGUUUUAACACAAUGCGCUAUAUCAGACUCACCACCAGUUUUACAAGAGUUCAUGUGCUUCCUUCUCACCUCUCUUUCUCUGGCACAGCCAUGAAGAUCUAGAAGCCUUUGUUUCCAUUUUAGAGUGCCAUCUGAACCCGGCAAACUGUGAUGAACCUUCCUAAUAGUUUGUUGAAACAAGCCAACUUCAAACAAUAGUUUUAAGAUAGCUAAGCUUAGGCACCAUUGGGAGGCUGGACAUAAUGCUAAACUGUGGUUGAUCUGAAGUGGGAUUGGAUGUUUCUGAACACCUUGUGGCUGCGCUGAAGGAUGGGCAGGGAACACAUGAGUCCAAAGCUUGCUGCAGUUUGUGGUCAUAAUGCUAAGCCAUGGCUAACUUUACCAUUGCAUGCAAAACAGCUUCAUGUUGAAAACAACCUAUUCUUAUGUAACUGCAUAAAACUGAGUUAGACUAAAUCUCCAUUUCGGGCUAUACCACACAGUUUGAAUUUUCGCACUCUGUUCAGGAGUUGCAUAAUUCUUUCCCACUCCCUAUAUGUAAACAGGUACAUUCAGGAUCACUAAGGGUUCAUUCACACAUAAUGCUUUGAGAAAUAUACAGAAGUGGAAAAGCCAUGGCUAACUAGAGGCAGCUCAUAGGCAUUGCAAAACCUACUUUUGUUAAUUUUGGUUUAUUACUUAUUUCACAACGUAUUUUGGUUUGUGAAAAAUACAAACACAACAAUGAUUGAUCCUGUAUGUCUGGAUUAGCCAACAUGGUGCCCUCCUGGUGUUGUUGAAUUACAGCUUGAAUCGGCCCUGGCCAUUGGUCAGUGUGAUGUGGGUCUGAUAGGAUUGCCCUGUUAGAUAUUUAUUCCCAUGAUGUGUAUUUUUUUAAAAAAAAUAUUAAAAUGGUUAAACAGAUUUUAAGAUAAUCUGAUGGGUGCUGAUGAUUCAUUUUUUAUAAACCAAUAUAAGUGUAAUUUUUAAUUUGUUAGUACUGAGAUUUAAUUAAAAACCUAGUUUAAAAACCCCAACAACAGACAAUUGUUACAACUGGAAUUUUAAAAAUCUAGUUUUUAAAAAAUUUAAUGAAUUGUUUAUGCACCUUGAAAGUAAUAUUUUAAAUGGGCCUAAGAAUGUAAUUUCAAAGUGCUUUGAAAGCACUGAAAUUAAUGGUACUUACUUACACAUAGGGAUUGAAAUAUGAGGGAAUAUUUUCAGCUCUUUGUAAAGCUCUUUUGUCAAACCAUAACAAAGUAAGCUGCAGAAAUAUUCAACAACUGUGAAAUAAUGUUAACUUUUGCUUAUGAAAACUGAAAAUAACUGGAACCAACAUUUUUUCAAAAAUCUCCAGCUCUUAUUGUCAGCAUUGUGCAUUCCUAUGGCUGCGGUUGUUGUAUCCUGUGCUACCACAACAGAUUCUUAUUCUGAAGCAUCUCUGUGUACUUCAUAAAUUGCAUGACUGAGCAAUCACAUUGUCUGCCUGUUUUUUAAACUUAAAUACUGGUCACCAGGGGGCCGGGGGUGGUUAUAAAUAUCAUAGCUCAUGCAAAGUGGAGGUUUAAGUCUCCUCUCCCCAACUUCUGUCUCUGUAAAAUUUGCUCCCUGGUGUAGUAAAAAGAAGAAGAAGUUAUCAUUGGUGUAAAAUGGGACCCUAAUGCUAAUUGCUGCUUGGGAGGAUGAAUUUCAUUUCAGCGCAGCUGCGGCAGGAAUUAAGAUUGUUACCAAGCUGAGCAACAUGUAGCAGUGUCCAGAAAAACCCCCACAAAGACUUGCAGUUGAUACAUACACACAAACACCACUUCCGUUAGUCAUAGCAGCAUUUCAUUAAUCCACUAAUUAAUCCUGAGGGCUAUAAUUUAGCUGUAAGAGCUAAAAUUGUCUGUUGUAUGGGAUCCUGAGCUAAGCAACAAAAGAUUGAGGACACAUCUAUAUGAUGGAUGAUCCAAGGCAGGUCAAAGCAGGAAUAACGUUUUGUUAUCAGACGCCAGUGUCGCCUUCUACCAGCAUCUACUGAGUUGCUUGAAUCCUAACUUGCUCAUUCACUGAAUGGGGAAUUCUCACCUUCAUCUUUCCCCUGCAGCCCCUCAGAAUUUGGGGGCUGGGAGGAUGUUGUGUAAGGGGACUGCAGUGCAGUGGGUUGUUGGUUGAGAUGGUUCCCCCUCAUGUGAGUCGAGAUCCAAGCCAUAUUCUUCAAGAGCUACAAAUGCUGAGGUUACAAAGGACAUUGAGAACAGUGUUCCUAUCAGCCCUAAAGCCACCCCAUUAAAGCAAAUCUCUUCUCUGUAAACAAAGAAUGAAGGGGGUGGGGGGAAUCUCAGCACUGGCCUGUCAGCAGUCAUCUGCUUAUGAAUCUUUCCAAACUUUCCCCUUGAAAUGCAAAAAGCCUCAGAACAUUAAAAUGUCAACUGGAUUAAUUAAAUGUUUGAGUCCCAACAGCUCCUGCAGUGUCCAAAGGAUGACAGCAUGGAUUAGUGACAUCAAGGGUCACAAGAGAUAGUGUCACGUUUCAAACAGAUGUGAAAUGGGUAAAUCGAAGCGCAUGGGACAGCUUUCGGGCUUUGUUAAAAAAAAUUUGCUCAAAUCCUUUUAUUCAGAGUUAAUGAGCUAAGGCAGGGUGGUGGGAUAGUGGGAAAAGAGAGAGGCAAUCACAUUUUACAAGUACACUACUGUUCCCCCACCCUUGGGUCUUCGGGUGACUUUAUUCCUACCAGUGUUAAAGCAUACAUGGCUAAUCUACUAAGACCCAUAAAGUGGUAUCACACUGCUUCAAAUGUAUGGUGUGGGUGUAAAGUGUUCGUGAUGUGGCUUCACAUCAUAAAACGGCUGAGGCCUGGUUCAAAGAUUCUGGAAAUCAGACUAAAGGUAUAGUAACGCUGCCAUAGUAUGAGAGGAACUAAUGAAGCAUGGUCAUUCUAGACAAGAAUACCAUGAUCAGAGGGACUGACAUCCAUCCAAACGUUCCAGUGAAUAGAGAGGAUUCAACAUUGUCAUAUGCCAAACAUGGAUUAUACAGCAGGGCAGCCAAGACAGUUUUAUUUCUGAAACCCAGUGGCUGCCCAAAUCAGUUAAAUGUGUGGCGCUGAAAAUCUAGGGGAUCAGUUGUGGUGUAAUCAGGGUAACUCCUUUUGAUGAACUUUUUAAAGAACAGUCGUAUCACAGCAUUAUACAACUUCCUUUUGCUUUUGAAAACGUGGGAUGAAAGUUCUGUAAUAUUAUCAGCCAUGCAUGAAAGUGAAAUGGUAUAUUGUAUGUUUUGCAUUUCGUUGUUUGUUUUGCAUGAAAGCCCUGAUUUUUGCGAGGAGGGGGAAUACAGUAGGCUACGACCCACUGAAGGCAUCUAACUAGAAGUUAUGCAGCAGGAGUCACAGCAGGAGCAAUCCAGCCGAUCUGCUUUUAGUUAAAUAAGAUACAUGAAUAGAAUGGGUUGAGGUAAUUAAAUUGGAUGGUGACACCCAGAUGCCUCUAACGAUGAACAGCUGUGAGGUCAGGAAAACAUACUGUACUUUUGAAUACAAUUAAUGACUAUCCAUAAAAAUGGCCAUAAAGUGACCGUUAUAGAUGUCCCACCCCGCAGUCAGCACUGUUGUCACCAGCAAUAUGGGGAUGGGGGUGGAUUGUCAUAUUCAUAUCUUGUUAAGCCAACAUCAAACAGCUGUACUUUGAUGUUGCCCUGCUUGAUGCAGAACUUAGUGUUCUUUUGUUCUUAAGUGCGCAGUCACUUUAAAGCAUCAAUGCCCUGGCCUUUCUGGCCUCCUUCACACACAGAGACAGUGUCAUGGGAAUAGUUUCAGUGUGGCACAGUUGCUCAUUGCAGGGCUGUGUGUGUGUGUGUGUGUGUGUGUGUGUGUCUGUUAUAACCAUGUGGACUGUGCCAAUUGUGUGGAUCUUUCCCAUGCAAUCUGUAGCCUACUGGGAACGAGGCCCUCAUUUGUAUGAAGUGAACAUUAACAUUUGACCACAGAAAUAUGCCUUUGACAGACAUACAUGCUGUGCUUCUUUGAUCUUCUAAGACAGUACGUUCUUUUUCCUGGGCCACAUUUUUUUUAGACCCUGGUCAUGGUUUGAAGGCACACAGUGCAGCACCAUUUCUGAUGUGAAGCAUGUCUGGAUCUGGCCAUUGCCUGGAUAGGAGAACAUUGGUAAACCCUGCCUUGAGGAAUAUCAUCUGAAAAUCCUGUCUGUGCUGUUUUGAACUCAGAAUCAGAAAAGGGUGAUAUAAGUAAUAGUAAUAAUUCUUUUAAAAAUCUGAUGUUUACCUUAUUUUCAGGUGAGCGGCCAUACCAGUGUCCUUACUGUGACAAAGCUUUCAGCAAGAAUGAUGGGUUGAAAAUGCACAUUCGCACCCACACAAGGGUAAGUAUGGCUCUGUUACCUUGUGUCAUAGCUGUUCGUUUGACAACCUAAAGUGGACCAUGGAAAUAAAAAUAUAUUGUGUAGUAGGGAAUCUUUUCUCCAAUAAAAAGGCAAAUUUAAAAAGGAAACAUUGCAGCAAGAUACAUAUUCAUAAAACUUUUCAACUUGACUGUCAGAAUCCUUAUCAGAUUCUGUGGAAUCGCAAAGUCAUUUUUCUAUCUGCGUUGUAUGAUUACGUAUUUCGUGGUAAACGUAUUUCGUGUGGCAAAUUUUUGUUGCAUAACAAACCUUCGUAUUUAAUCCAAAUACCCUUGUUUCUAAAACAGAAAACAGAGCAUUUCCACAGUCAUUUAACUCAAGCCAUGUGUGGCAUGAUGGUUUAAAUAAGUUUGAGACAUCAUGACUGAUGGUCAGAUAAGAAGAUGAAAUGUCACAUACCUCAUUGCCUGUGACAAACAACACUAUUGGAAAUCCUUGCAGCCAUGCUAAGUGUGAUUUGUAAAUACAGAAAGCAGAGACAGAAAGUCUGUUUGAACCCUCCAAGUUUAGUCCCCUCAUGUUGUUUACACACUCUCUUUCUGAAAUCUGAAAGUCUUUCUUGUUUAUAAUCCACUGAGAUUUUAUGUAACUUCUUGCCAGUUUAUGGAUCUUUCAUUGCAAAAUAAUAGGAGCUUGCAAAGAGUUUUCAGUGAGGCAAAUAAACCAGCUUCACUUCACACCAAGCAAGAACCCAACAUGGAGCCUGCUCUUUGAGUUUCUGAGUGAAAAGAUGACUGUUUGACAUGUUCUAUCACAAGAUAUACGUAGUUGAUCCUGGCUUUGCAUAAGAUGCUGAGCCAAACCUUGCUUGAGGGCAAGCUCUUCUCUGGGGCUACCAUAUUUGUGCAGUCCCAGUAAGCCAUAGUUUGUUGUACCAUGAGACCUAUGAAGGACGGGAUUCUGAGCAUCUUUUUCCCCCCUUUUAAAGCCCAAGAAAUAUAUGCACACUUUUCAUACAUGGACACACUAAAGAAUAGUAAAUUAUUUUGAAAUGUUCACUAUAUUAGCAUACCACACCAGUUUUAGUUAGAGCACAUGAAGUCUAUAGAACUGGGAUGUUCAUUUCCCCCGCUUUUAAGUCUGGAGAUUUAAACAAGAUUAUGAUUUAUUACUAAUUGAACAUCCGUUUUAUUGCUCCAAUGAAAAGUUUUAAAUCUGCCUUUUAUUUUAAUGCUUAGAGACAUGCUUUCCAGAUUAAAAUUCUCAGCAUUUAAAGAAAAGAAGCAAAGUAGUGCUCCUGAACUCCUCUUUUUUACUUUCAAAGGGAGCUAGUCUGAAAAUAAACUUUUAUUCAUUUGUAAUCACAGGCUUAUUAAUACAUAAAAGAUACAUAAUUCCUGUUACCCUUUGGCAUGUUCAGAGAAAAUCUUCCAGUCUCUUGUUGACUCAAAGACAUUGGCCACAAUCCAGCAUAAUUAUGUAUUCUAUACUUCCUUUGAAAUCAGUAGAAUUUAAGAACGCUUACCUGUGUACUAGAUUGCAGCCAUGGCUUUUACUACUGCUGUAGGUUUGUAUUUGACAUAUUUUUGGAAUCUAGCUUUAUAGGUUAGAGGUUUCUCUCUACUGAAGAUGACUAAUCAUCGGAUUUUCCAGUAGAGGGAAAUGCAUUUUAAAAGUUUGCUGCUGAGAAUGGAACAAAAUAUCUCUAGGCACCUCCUGUCUGAACCAAUUUCCAAUAAAUCCUAGGGUUCAUUAAGAUUUCAGGUUUAUUUUCUCACAAAUCUGUUGUAGUUCCACAAAAAAUUUUUACAGUUCACUGUUAUGCUUCUAUGGAAAACUGAAAAGCAGUGUAUCUGGUUGGCAGUCCUCAAGGUCCUUGCCUACAGCUUGACAUCACCAGGAUUUCUGAAGGGCUAUGUGGUUUAUGGAGUGGGAUAUUCACCAUGACUAGCAAUAAAAUAACUUUUCCCCAUUUUUCUUUACUUUUUUUUUAAAGACUACAUUAUGGCUUUGGAACAGUAGUCUGCUACCACAACUGUUUCACAAAUAAUUUCUUUAAAUUGCAAUCUAAGGGGCAGGACUUUUCCUACUCUGCCUCAUUUCAUGAAGUCCAUAGUCGGUUUCCAGACCAAAGAGGGUUGUAAGAAUUUCAUAGGUUCUUGUUUCUUUUUUUGUUGGUGGCAUGCCUAAUUCCAUAGCAGUUUGCUGUUAACUGUGCUCUUGUGGGUAGAUCAACCAUGCAAUGUGUGGGUGCUGAUGUUAUUGCUCUGCUGUAUACAUGGGCUGUAUAACAUUGGUCGUCAAUUGAGUUUUAUUCCCCAAACUAAAAGCAAAAGGCAGUGAUUAUUUACAACAACUCUGUGAGAAAAGUGCAUGAUUUUUAACAUUGGAAAGCAUUAGUAUAAUUCCAAAAUUUCAUCUGGGAUGUGUCAUUUUUGAGCACACGUAUAUGUGAUCUUUUUCCUAUCAUGCAGUCCCAUUAAGCAUAUUGAGCCCAUAUUAUUAGACUAGUCAGAUUUUUUGAAAAUGUGAAGUAUGAAAGCAUUUGUGUUUGGAGUGUGUGUGCAUCAUUAGAAACCAGUUGUUCCUUCAUUUAAUAAGAAGUGCUGGCUUUGAAAGUUCAGGUUGCAAAAUGGUAUACUCUAGGGUUGGUAUCCAUAUUGGAAAGUGGCUUCUGAUUUUCCUGUGUCUGGACAGUGCCAUUGCCUACCACAAUUGAGGACUUAUUCCUUAAGGGCUAAAGCUAUGCUAGACACCUGAUUUUCUAUGUGGUAUCUUAUAAUAUUCAAUCAUGACAGCCAUCUGCAAUCUGCAUUCAGAACUGGUACAGACCAGAUAGAGGUUUACCACUUCAUUUGUGAAAACUUUACCUUACUUUUCCGCAUGCAGGAAGAUUUUCAUGUGGGGAUACUUACAAACAAACUUGUGCAUUCUGAGGUGCUAGUCUGGUCUCUUGAGAGGAUGGUACUGUAUGCCUGUGUGAACAUUUUAGCCAUAUUGGAGUAAGCCCAAAGAAGCAACUUUUAUUUCUGCAAACCUUUCCUCUUCUAAAGAAAAUGUUCCACUAAACAAAAGCAAGGACUGUAAAUAAUAACAAACCUCCAAGUUUCUAUUACAAGUAACUGAUACUUCAGGCACCAAGAGAACAUUAACAAUGUGGAAAAAGAUGUCGCCUGGCACGUUCUCCACACUAGUAAAUCUAUACAAAACAUAAAGAUAAAAACUAUAGCAACAAUUUGGGAAGAGAAUUAAUGCCAUUAGGAAGGACAAUGGGGACACUGAAGACAUUAAAAGAAAGAUGAAAAGAUCUAAAAGCACAGAAAAAGAAAGGGAGGGAUGGCUUAACUGUCAACAAACAGAAGGUCAUCUGGGAGAUAAUAAAAAACGGAUUUCACAGGCACUGAAUGGCUGCUAGGACUGUAAAUUCCAACUGUUUAUGGAGCAUCUAUCAGAUUAUAGAAGCAACUACUUCCACUCACCAAAGUAAAAGAAUGUCAUGUGUUUGCGUUUAUUGAUGACAGGAAUAUAAAAAUGGGUUGUGGGUAUGGAUCAUUGUCGCUGUCGCUAAGUAACUUAGUAAAUAUAAAAUAUGCCAGUCGUAAAUCAAAGCAUAUGUAAUAAAGGAAACUCUAUAACCUGUCUCUUUUACGUGAACCAACACAUUGAAAACACAUCUCUUGGUCAUAUAUUAAAACUUUAGGUUGCAAAAAUUAUCUUGCCACCAGUCUUUCUUUCUUCACUAUUUCCUUGAUCCAUAUUCCAUCCCUAUCUAACAACAAAAUGCUACAUUCACUGAGAGAUGUGUGAACCAGCCCUAUAUAGGAAAGAGUAAAGAAAUGACAAGCUUAUUUCAUACUAGGUUGUGGAAGACUUAGGGGGCAGCCUUAUUUCAUAAAUCGUAGCCAUGGGUUGGGCUGAGGUUACAUUAGAAAGAUAUCUGGAGAGAAGCCAGGUAGAUUUUUGGUCCUCUCAGCUUUCCGGAUGAGUUGAGUGGCACUAGAAAAAAAAUCUCAUUACACUGUGAUAGGUCCCUUUUCCUUUGUGGCCACUCUGUCUGUCUGCCCUGCUAGCAGUGAAGUUGCCAGCUACUGCAGCUGAAGCAGCGUCUCUGACAGAAAUAGGUUUAAGUACAUUAAACUCAGAAAACAAGACAAUGAAAAUGCUUGCUCCCGAUGGCCUCAGCCCAGAUAAUUGUUUUCUUGGAAUGGAGUGUUCUCUUCUCAGAGGUUUUUUUCAUAAGGGUUUCCUCCUUCAAAUGUCCUCUUCUUAUGAGUCACUUUCAGAGUUGGAGUGAGCCAUUCACCCAGAGUGGACGAGACAGCAUCUUCAAAUCACAGUGCAGGCAAAUGAUAAACAAAACAUUUGUGAGGCAUGGUCGGUAAUCCCAUAGCUGUGAUUGUUCUGUAUACUAUCUGCAUUUCUUCUCAUCUCAGAUAUGGAACUGCUUGCUACACUUUAUUUUGAGCUUUUUACUGAGCAGCACAUGCAGAUAAUAAAAUGGAUUUUCAGAGGGCUUACACCAAAUGUGGUUUGCAUUAACUACAAUACAAAACAAAUUAAGGCUAUGUUGGUGAUGCCUGUUUUUCAUAUGCCUGAGACAUAUACUUCUGUAAAAAUUACAGGGGCCUGUCUGUGGAGUAUUUACUCAAUCUGUAGUCAGGGAGGGGGGAAAAUCCUAUUGACGCAAAAGCCUGAAGACAGGACCCGCAAGAUUCUUUUCUAAAUAUCUUGUUUGCUAGGAAAUAGACCUAUUCUGAUGUAUUUUUUUAAAAUGCUGGUUACCCAAAGUAAAAUAAAUAUCAAAAAGCCACAAAAGUGGAUAAACAUUUCUCUGAAAGGAAAAACUUACACAAAAGAGCUCCAUCAUCAGGAGUAUGUUGAGACUACAUUGAGGCGUUCUUAUUCAGAGUGGUAAUUUCAUCAUGCAUUUGGCAAGUUUAAAACUAACACUAAAGUACUGUAGAAAUAUUAAUAUUAUUUAUAGAGGUGAUGUGUGGGGAUGGGAGGCGUUCUUGACAGGAAUCUCUGCCCAGCAUUGUCAGUUAAACUGAAGAACGCGUCCACAGCCUCUCAAACUUUCAGUGUAUAGACUUCCCACAAUUUCUUUCCAUAUCGUAUGCACAGAUAACUACUUUUAAUUGUGUGAUUCUGGAAAACCCUAGGACUUGUGGUCAUUGGUAUUAUGGUUGACAGAAUUAAAAAUGGCCUCAAUCAAAAUGUUUCUUUUGAAAAUAGGUUGUAAAUCAAGCUUUCUGAGACAUUGCGUUUUUUAGUUAUUCAUAUUAAAAGUUAUGGAAAAACAAACACACCCACUUCCCUGAAAAACACUGGUUAUGAAAGACAGAGAAAGAUUCCUAAUUGUUAAAGUGGAAGACAGCUCCUAUUGCUGCUGAAUUAUUUUGAGGGGGUAUUCAGUAAAUUUUCGUUACAAAAAUGUAGAUAGCCCCCAAAUGGAAGGAGUGAGAGAUAAGGGCUGCAAUCAUAUACCUACUUAUCCUAGAGUAAGCGCCAUUGAACUCAAUUUAUAGUUAGUAUAGCAUUGUACUGUACCUGUUGGAUUUUAUUGAAAUGGUAUGAAGUGGACAUAAUUUAAAAUUUAGGCAAGGAGGAAAGUUGAAGAUGGAGACAUGGAACUUAACAGGUUUCUUUGAAGUUGUUACAAUAGCUAAUAUACUGGAAUUGUUUUUAGGUGUGAUUUUGCAUUUGUAAUUUUGUCUCGUUCACGAUGAUGAAUGAUAAUUGUAGGAACAGUUACCCUGGAUUGUAUAGAUUUAAUAGUUUGAUAAGCAAAUGAUGUAUUGAGAGAGGGCAUGGCCAGGCUUCCGGUGCAGUACAAGGUGGCAGUCUAGAGCUUUCCCACCAGAUAUAAAGACUUACUGAACUUUGUCUCGUGAAACUAAUACAAAGCCCUCACCAUCCAGUAUGGAAUGCUGUCCUGUUAAUAGCCUGCUCUCUGCACCGAGUCACUUUAAUUCCUUCUCUUGCUCACUGUGCUACAGGAAAAGCCUUACCAGUGCUCCGAGUGCAACAAAGCCUUCAGUCAGAAACGAGGCCUAGACGAGCACAUGAGAACCCACACAGGGGAGAAACCUUUCCAGUGUGACGUGAGUUGGGUUUCCUUUUGAUCUAUUUGCGUUUAAUCCAAAGAUGAACCCCAAAGGGUGCAACCAUACCCACGCCAACAGCAGCGGUCAGUGGGGUGGCACAGGUAGGGAGGCAUUUCUCACCUGGCUUCCCAAGGCCAAGUGCCACUGCCAGCUUCAGAAGGGGCAAGGGGCAAGGUGUGGGAGCUGAGGGCAGUUCAGAUGCAGCACAGUCAGUUCCACGCACCUGUCACCCCACCCACCUCGUGUUGUGCUCUUCAUGCCUCUCUCCUCGAUAACUGGCAGCAACACUCAGUGUUGGGAAGCCAGGUGAGCAACACUUCUCUGCCUGUACUUCCCACCGACUGCUGCUGCACACUUACCUGUGAGUAAGUCUAACUGAAUGCGACUUACUUCUGAGUAAAUAUAUGUUCAAGAAACAUUUGCAUACAAGGUUGUCAGUCUUUCUCAAUCUUUGAUUAAUUAAAGAUGGAGUAGCUAGUGAAAUUUCACUCAGACAAUUAUUAUUAUUAUUAUUAUUAUUAUUAUUAUUACUGUGGUACCUUGGGUUAAGAACUUAAUUCAUUCUGGAGGUUCAUUCUUAACCUGAAACUGUUCUUAACCUGAAGCACCAUUUUAGUUAAUGGGGCCCUCGCUGCCACUGGGCAAUUUCUGUUCUCAUCCUGAAGCAAAGUUCUUAACCCGAGGUACUAUUUCUGGGUUAACGGAGUCUGUAACCUGAAGCAUCUGUAACCUGAAGCAUAUGUAACCCGAGGACCCCUGGACGGUUAAGUCCCGUCAAAGGCAGAUUAUGGGGUUGUGGCACUCAUCUUGCUUUCAGGUCGAGGGAGCCAGCGUUUGUCCACAGACAGCUUUCCUGGUCAUUGGCCAGCAUGACUAAACUGCUAAAAUUUCAGGUAUUUGUGUGUUUAUAAAUAUAAUUAAAGAGCAAUGUCAACAAGAGGGAGAUCAGACACCACUGCCAUUAGAAGCUGCCAUUGGUGUUUGAUCUCCCUCUUGUUGACAUUGCUCUUUAAUUAUAUUUAAAAACACACGAAUACCUGAAAUACUGUCAUGCAUUUCUCAUAAUGUCCAGUUUGGUCCUUUAAGUAAGUAGGACUGCAAGCUUUAGUUUCCAAACUGCUUGCAAUGUCUGUGUCAUUUUCCCCAUAGCAAUUUUUCCUAAUGUUAGUGUCCAUAAUUACAUGUGUAGACGCCAUGCACACAUCAAGAAUGUCUAUUUAGGGAAAUGUUUCUGAGACCACAUCUUUUUUUGUUUGACCCUGUUUCCUUCUGGUUAGGGAAGUGAUGUCAGCUAGAGAAAAUUAAUGCCAAGUUCAUGGCUCUUAAAAUACCUAGUAAAAAUGCUUGGUUUCAUUAGAAAUGUUAGCAUCAAAAAAUUAGGAUAGUGGCUUUACAUUUUUGGUCAUUCCUUUUUUCCCCCUUUGAGUAAUUGUCUAAAGGGAUAAGGAAUUGUUAAAGUACCAUUCUCUGGAGUUUAAUUCUACCAGGUUCUUAAUCUAAUGAUGAUGAUCUAGUGUCACAAAAGAUGGUACUUUUAAAAGAUGCCUAAACACAUAGGGAGGAGCAGUAUCUGUACCAGCCUGAGAAGGAGAAGACAUUCCUUUUUUCUCUGUAAUAAAUUCCAUUUGUGUUAAUAUGAGUUUCAUCUAGAAUUUUGGCUAGAAAGGAUACCUGCCUGCAUGCCAGUUUUAUUCAAGAUCCUGCCUAGAUCAUUUGAUCACAUGCUUUCUUGACAAGGAUUUCAUGCUCAGAUGAGCAAGGAGAAAUUAGAACAGGGACAGACUGCAUACUCUCAAGCAUUUCGUAGGCAUUCUUUUGUGUACUGCUGACAUCUCCACUUUCACAUUGUGGCUGAAAUCCUAUGCACAACUGGCUGGGAGUAAAUCUCAUUGGAACACAAUGGGACUUACUUCUGAGUGAAUAUGCAUAGUAUUGCACCGUAAUGAUUAUGGCCAGUGCAUCAUUUACCCACCUACUAUUACACAUUACUGCUGAAGUCUCUUCUCCAUCUACUCUAUACUGCAAUCAUUUAUCUUUCCACAGCUUGCUAUCCACAGGGUAAGCAAAACAUACCCUGUCCUCAAUAUGGACCUCACAAACUGAAGUAUUUGUGUACCUGCAUGCUCACCAGGGACAGCAUAUAUCUGCUCAAUCCACAGAAUCAUACAAGUUGGAAAAGGCCUCAAAGUCAUGUGGUUCAACCCUUUGUAGAUGCAUGAAAUCUUCUGUUAAGGCAUUUCUGAUAGUUGGCCAUCAGUCUCUGCCACUAAAGGAGAGUCCCCCAGUUUCCCAGGCAGUCUGAUCCAGCUCAUACCGUCAAGUAGCUUGUAAUUUCAAGAAGUGCUUCCUAACUUUAGUUGAAAUCCCAUUUCUUGUCAUUUGGACCAGUGCUCUUCAACUUUGAGUCCCCAUAUGUUGUUGGACUACAACUCACAUCACCCUUGACCAAUGGCUAAGUUGGUUGGGGAUGAUGUGAGCUGUAGACUAGCAACAUCUGGGGACCCAAGGUUGACCAAUGCUGACUUGGACCUACUAUUUUGGAUCACAUGCCAACACACUGACCACUGUCUUCUGGCCAAGACAUUGGGUGACCUCACUGACAAGCAGCUCAAGCCUAGGGUGAGCAAAUUUGCUCCAUCUGCUAAGUGUCAACCAAAUAUCUGAAGAUAGUUAUCAGGUGACCUCUUAAUUGUCUCUUCUCCAUGCAAGGCGCACCUACCUCCUUCAACUUUUCCUCAUAGUCCCCAGGUCCCUCACCAUCUUUGUUGCCGUUAUCUGGACAUGGCAACAUUCCACAUUCAGAGAAUUAACUUUUAGAGGCCCAGUGAGAUUAUUAUUAACUUUUUUCUAUUUCCACUGAUUUGUAAGAAAAUCUGAAAGGUUUACUGAACUCUAGCAACUAGCAUAAUUCUGUGAGAAACAGACACCAUGGGUAACAUGAGGCGUUUCUGUUGUUAAUAUUAAUUCAGCAAUUAGCAUUGAGAAAUGCCUUUAGUGACAAAGAUUUAAAUGAGCUCAAGUUUCACUUAUUGCAGUAAAACACUUUUAUGUGCCUCAGGAGAAUUCUGCAGUAACAAAGCACCGAGACUCCUGUGCAUUAGGAAAAAGAUCCUUUUAAAAUGUAAAUAUUCCUUUCCUUCUAUAAUGAGAAUUAAAUGUAGGGGCAAUUCUUUCCCACUCUGCUUUUUUCCAUUCUCAUCCAAAUGCAGUGUGUGGAGACUGUGUGUGCUUUGUUUUUUGUUUUGUCCCCCUCCCCUUUUCAUACUAGCUUCUAUAAUGCCUACCCAGAUUAAAAUAUUGGUUGCGUUCAGAAUAAUGCAAAACCAUGAUUUGCAAAGCCAAACCAGGCGUUGGCAUUAUGUUUGAACCAAAGCUGAUUUGCAAUUCAUCAUUCAUCAAUUCAUCAUGGACAAACCACUGCUAGGGCCAUUGCUGUGCCUUAAAAGGUUGUUGCACCAUGCAGAUGGUACUGAAUUUAUGAAUAGAUCAUAACUGAAACAGAGGAACACCAAAGUUUACUCAAACACAUUCAAAUUAAUGAACCUUAGGCAGCCAUGUUCGUUAAUUUCAGUGGGUCUGCUCUGAGUAUGACUGAUUUGGAAUACAACCCUAGGUCUGGAAGCUCAAUUCAUGGUGUGGAUUCUGAACUAUGGUCUGCAAAGAUCAUGAUUUGGCAUGAAGGCUGACUUGAGCCAUUGCAACAUUUUUGUCCUGGGCAUACUUACCUACAAAUAAAAGCCAUUGAACCUAGCAGGAUGUAGUUCUGUGCAGGCAUGUAUAAGAUUGCACAAAACAUCAAUAGCAAGAAAAGUGUCCUGUGUGUGUGUAAUCCUAACGUUACCUAGAAAUAUUGUAUGUUUAACUGUAAUAUGCUUUACGAUCAUGGACCUGAAUUGCAGGUUUUUAUUAGACUAUUUGCAAAGCAGAUCAUAAAAAAUAUCACCAAUUAAAUGCCUAAUUAAUGUCGGCAGGGGCAUGGAUGAAGAUCUCAUUGAAAUUUCAAUAGUUGUUCCAUAUUUUGUUUGGUUUACAAUAAGUUUUCAAAAGCCUGAACAGUACCACUGUUGUAUUUAACAGUCUGUAACAACUGACAUCUGAUGGACAGUACAGUGGUACCUCGGGUUAAGUACUUAAUUCGUUCUGGAGGUCCGUUCUUAACCUGAAACUGUUCUUAACCUGAAGCACCACUUUAGCUAAUGGGGCCUCUUGCUGCCGCUGCACCGCCACUGCACGAUUUCUGUUCUCAUCCUGAAGCAAAGUUCUUAACCCGAGGCACUAUUUCUGGGGUAGCGGAGUCUGUAACCUGAAGCGUAUGUAAACAAGGUACCACUGUAUUUCAUACUUUUUAAUCAGAGUAGACCAAUUGAAAUUAACAGACCUAACCUAGUCAUGUUCAUUAAUUUCAAUGAGACUACUCUGAGUAAAACUUUGUUGAAUACUGGCAGGAUUUUUUUUUAAAAAAAACUGGUAUAAAAAAUAGGUUUGUUCAAAUAAAGGUUGUGUGUAGGACUGAGCAAAUACUAGCUUUUUGCUUGAAAAUAUUUGAUUCUUAAAGGACUCAACAUGCAUAGGCUGCAUUUAUAGUGCUUUAAGAAUCAAAAUGUGCAGCAGCCCCUUUGGUAAUAUAACAGACCUUGCACUGCCCACAGGGAUGCCACUGAAAAAGGCAUCCCCAUGAUGAAUUUUCUGCUUGCACCAGCUGCUGUAGCAUACAACAUGCCUUAGAGGCAGGAUAAUCUAUUACUGCCACACAUGGAACAUUUCCACAUCUUGGCAUAGCUGCCAAGAAUGUCCAAUGGGGCAUGUAGAUACGAUAGCAGCAAUCUAUGAGGUAAUUCUAGGUAUUAGUCAGUGUUAGGUAUUUCAGUAAAAUUCCCCCAGGGUUGCUGUUUUCGGUGACAUCACCACAUUGUGUAUGUGUGUUUCAUCUCUCCAUUGAGGUGCCUCUGUAUCCUCCUUCCACCACAUUUUUAAACAUGCUUCUUGGACAGAAGACCCCAUAGGGCAUUAAAAAAAAUAAUCCUGCUCCUCUUACCCUUCCAACAUGGUGUAGAGCCAGCAUGGAGUAGUGUUUAAGAGUGGUGGGCUCGUAAUCUGGUGAACCGGGUUCGCAUCUCCGCUCCUCCACAUGCAGCUGCUGAGUGACCUUGGGCCAGUCACACUUCUUUGAAGUCUCUCAGCCUCACUCACCUCACAGAGUAUUUGUUGUGGGGGAGGAAAGGAAAGGAGAUUGUUAGCCAUUUUGAGACUCCUUAAGGGGAGUGAAAGGUGGGAUAUCAAGUCCAAACUCCUCUUCUUCUUCUUCUCCUUCCAGUUUCCAUGCUAUAGGGAGACAGGGCUGGCCCACCCACGAAGCAAGGUGAAGCAACAAUUUCAGGCAGCAAGAUCCAUAGGGGCAGCAGAUCCAGCCUCCAAGGAAUGCAUUGCCAGCUGUGACAUGCUCCUUGGAGACUGGAUCUGCCGUCUCCUUGGCAUCCCUCAACCCCAAUGCCACCUCUACAGUGGCCUCUUGGGGAGUAGGAGGCCCUGCUGGUCUUCCCCCACCCUUGUGUCUAAUGUAGAUCUUUAUCCCACCCCCUGAUGUAGAUCUGCACUUAACUCUUCUUCCCUGGUGGACAUGGGGAACUGUUUGCUUCAGGCGACAAAAUGUCUUGGGCCAGCCCUAGGCAGAGCCAUUGCACUAGCUUCCUGGCAGGUGGGUUGCUUACUUAGAGAGAAGAGACAGUAAGGAGGUUAAACUUUGAUUUUGCUGUUGCAUUUACCCUGCUGCCUUGCCCCCUCCUUCCUGAGAAGCAAUAGCAGCCUAUCUACCGGGAAUGUAGUAUGGCGUCUCUGCUCCAGCCAAUGAGCCACCUCUAAGUAUGACAUAUUUCAAAACUGAGGGAAGCUGACACACCCGGCAGAAGGCUAGAACCCUUUACCUUCACAAAAGGUUUUUGCAUAGGGAGGAUGAUCAUUCAAACCUCUGAUUCUCAGCUUGCUGUCUGAACUGGUACAGUGCAAGGAAAGACUACACCAUGUGAUAUUUCUGAAUGUGCAAUUCAACUCUAAGUGUACAUUUCUCAUACUGAGAUGCUUCCUUGUUCUGUCCAGCAUUUAGCAUACAUAUACUUAAACUGCCCAUUUAAAUUCUCACACUAGGCAUUUAAACACAUUUAACAUUAAAUUAGCUACAUUAAAUUCUUUCUCAGCAUGUUUCAAAAGCCGUUUCUUUCAGCUUUUGAUGCUAGAUUCUAGAAUCUAGAACAGCAUCUCAGCUAAUAAAAAAACUGCUUUCAAACUUCAGCUUUUCAGAAUGUCACAGAAAAGUUGUAUUUUGCAUGACUCACCUUUCCUGUUUGAGGCAACCCAUCUUAUAAUUUUCUCCAUGCAUUGCAGCUAUCACUUUGCAAACUCUUUGUACUGUUUCUUUGUUUUGUUUUAACCUUGGCAGUGCACACUUCUUUAUUUAUUUGCAGGCUUUUGAAAUGUUACAGUUAUAGCAUAUCAAGAAGAAUUUACUGCUCAGCAAGGGAUAGGUAUUAAGUGUGCAUCUGUAAGCAGUUUAUUCUUCUCAUUUUGCAAAGAUAAUGUGCCAUUGUUAAACUGUCAUCACUUGUAUGAUUGAGACUCAUUAAGAACUACUUACUGGUAGCAGAAUUUGACACAGCACAUCUGCUGAAGAUGAUAUUCCUAGAAUUUAUUUCCAGGAAGAUGAACGAUGUGUCUAUGAUGCUGCAUAAACAUAUACAUUCAUGCAAAUGUGGUCAUCGGUAGUACUUACUGGGUUAAAUGUUUAUUUGUAGCAUCUACAUCUGUUAGAGGUUUCAUGAUUUUGGUAAAAGAGGCAUUUUAUACUUGCCAUUUAAGUGUGCAAAAGUCACAGUCAGUAUUUAAUCAGUGUGGUCCAGUGGUCCACAUGAUUCCAUUUGACCAUGUUACAAUAACACAGGGAAGGCAGAGAUUGCAGGCCCUUCAACAUGUCCCAGGUGAAAAUAGGGACAUGUCAUUUCCCGUGUACUCCAUAGUAAGGAUCACUGCCUGAGCCUAUUAUCACACAUUGCUGAAGGCUCUAGUCACCCAGCUGUAUUUGUUUACUCUGAAAUUGCCUGCCCUUCACUGAUUUAGAAGCCAAGACAGCGCCUGUUCUUUUGUUUAACUUGUGUUUUGUUUUAAUUAUAUCUUUAUCAGCAGUUCAAAAUACAGUACAGCUGCUGCAGUCUGCAAAAUGUUUGGCUGCACGCUGCACACUGCCUUAGCGUUCAUGCACAUCUAUUUACAUGCCUGUACAUUAAUGGCAAGCUGCAUCCACACAAACAUCCCACAUGCAUACUUAAGAGAAUUACGUUAUAUCACACUACAAACAUUUGCACAAGACGCCACCAAAAGGCAAAAAUAGGAUCCAAUAUAUAUAUAAAAAAUAGGAACUGAUUUUGCUAAAGGGUAUGGGACCAUAAAGUCUACUGCAUGCUAUAAAUCAGGGUUGGGAACAUCUGUCCCUCCAGAUAUUGUUGGCCUCUAACUGCCAUUAGCUGUUAAGGCGAAGGAUCACAGAUGAUGGGAGCUGUAGUCCAGCAACACCUGGAGAGCCACAAGCUCCACACCCAUUGCAGGCAACUGGACUGGGUGACCAUUGGGUCCCAAUUCCAUGGUUCUAUGGUGGAUCGCCCCCAUUUCCAUAGAGACGAUUCAUAGUGCACUGGAACCUCCAUCUCCUUGCCGUCAUUAAAACUAGUUUGUUCCAAGCAGAGCUACCAAAUUCAUAGCUGAAAGUAUGAAUUUACCUGAAAGUCUUAAGUCUUGUUUGCUGCAAAAGACUAAUAUGGCUACUGCCAUUUGCACGGCAGAAGGAGUAAUUACAGUAUGGAGCUGCAAUAGUGCCUUGCCUUCUCCGGCCCUUUGCAGUAGUGUGUUAAGCAUUAGGAGAUAGAGGAUUUGUCUCGUUGCUUGUUCUUCCCCAGCCCCACCUAUUAAAGAGAGAAAGCCCUAGCCAUUUUGAAAAUUCCAGUCUGGUCACAGGGAAUACUUGAGUCUGUGGUUGUUUAAUUUAAUGGUGCACUGUAGAGGUUGCACACAACUGCUUUUCCUAGAUGUGGGUAAUGAUCAUCUGAUUGCAUUGCACUUAUCCUUAGGUCUUCUGAUACCUAGGAAUGCAUUAAGCCUCUAUAUUCAAACUUGUAAUCUACUAAAAUAGGCUCAUUUGGAGCAGAACUGACCAUUGGACAGUGCCUGUCAUUGAACAUAGUGAGGAAAGAAUAACAGUUUCUGAGACAAAUUCCUUUUAGGGCAAAUACUCUUUUCUUCCAGUGUUUAUAUGGCAGUCCUUAAAAUUAUACCUGUAAAUGAUGCUGAUUCAGCAUUCUUAUACCUUAACAGAAGUAUGCUGGUACUGUUUCCAAAGGGUUAUGGAAAGCAGUUCACUAAUCAUUGGUCUUACAGAGAAAGACUCAGCAGUCAGGAUGCAUUGUAUGUUUUCUCAUUCAGUAUGUCAUUGUAUUGUUUUUGCUUGCACAAUGAAUAAUACCAGAUAUCCUUGGGAAGAUAGAACACUGCUUAACUCCCUAUUAGGGAGACACUGUUCAAACAUCAGCCUCACCCGAGUUUUACUUCUCAUGCAGUUUAUAAGCACAAGUAGUUAUAUUAUUGUUAAAUUAAACCCUUAGACCAGAAAAUUACUUUGGGAGGGAGAAGGAAGUACAGAUAUUGCUACCAACUGUCCAGAAAAAUAACAGCUUAGCCCUGUUCUCUUUCUUUAUCAGAGGUUUGAGAUACAGAAAUCAGCAGCAUGGAGGUAAAUAUGACCAUCUGCUCAUGCUGAAGAUCAAAUACUUUUCAAAGGACAACUUCAGGGCCAGUUCAAAUGUUGUCAAGUGUAGUGGAAGUGACUUCCACUUCCUGUUCUUCAUACUUCUCUUAGUGAGCACAGAUUAGCAACUUACCAGGUUCUUAAGUGUUUCAGUAGAGACAGUAGAGACAACUGGCUUGGUCUUAUUCUGAGGUUGCUACUGGUCCACCCCUGGUUACUAGCUUGUGGAGUGAUGUUUUUUCCUCCAUGCAUUGCUGUACUAGUUUUCUCACUAGCUGAGGAUGAGAGAUAGUCACUUGCUUAACGUUAGAGAGGAUGAGCAGCAAAAUAGUGAAGGAGUGGUCACCUUCUUUAUAUCCAAACUGUGUGAUCUCAUAAAGCCACACAGCCUUGCUGUGUUCUCCAGGGGAAAAAGGAGGCAGCUCUACAGUGGUGCAAUCCAGAGAUACAACUAAAGCCUUCUGAUAUGAUUAGAUAAAAGAUUAAUAAAGUUAGCAGCAUAUCCCUGGUUCAGAAAUGGUGGAUAAUGUUACCCUAUUGCUUAAUCUGGGUUGUGCAUAAUGUUGGGUGCCCAAAUGUCUACUUAUGAAACAUUCUUCUGAAUCAUCAACAAUCCACUGGUUUCCUUUUUGUCUUUUUAUCAUUGCUUUAGGUUUGUGACUUGUCGUUCAGCCUGAAGAAAAUGCUGAUCCGGCACAAACUGACUCACAAUCCCAAUCGCCCCAUGGCGGAAUGCCAGCUAUGCCACAAAAAGUUUACAAGAAACGACUACCUCAAAGUACACAUGGAAAAUGUCCAUGGAGAAACUGACAGCUAAUUUUGGCUUGCACGAAAGAGUGUCUAGUGUUUCCUUUGUAGGAGUAUAAACUCCAGGCUUCUCACCUGAUUAGUGAACACAAGACAAACACACAAAACUCUAAUGUGUUCACAUAAUCACUUUUUUCAUGGUGUCUUGUAUUUCUGUUCAGACAAAAAAGAAAAAGGGUACCCUAAAUUACAUGAGGCUACAUCAACAUAAGUUUGCAUACUGUGGGUGGAUUUAUAAGACCAUUUUAGAAGGGCAAAUUGUCACCCAACGCCAUCGCCAUUCUGUUAUAGGUAAGAGUUCUUUCUAAAUGCUCUAUCAUGUGGUGAAGUAGAUAGUUAACUAAAACUGCAAUCCAAAGCACACUUACUGGGUGUAAAUUCCAGUCUGCUGUUCCAGUAGACAUGCUUAGCUUUGCACUGCACAGGGUGUAAAUGUUUUGUUGCCAGGAUAUGGGGAAACAGUUGCUUUCUCUAAGAAAACAAUCAGUGAGUUCUCUGAAAUAAUAGUAUAAACUCACUGUAUCUCAUUCCUCAGACAUUCUCACAGUCUAGUUUGAAAUUUUACAUACUGAGGAUGGUGCUUUGAAUUACCUUAAUCCACCUCAUAAUUACACAUGAUUGGGUUCCAUAGAAAGCAUGGGGACCUCAGCAAAUGUCACCCUAGGAUAAUAAAGUACCGGUAAGUACCCUGUACUGGUAACUGAGAGAUUGCUAAGUCUGUGCAGCACUUUAUUACGCUUUAGUAAUAUUAUAAUAGUGGCUAGAUUUUUAUUAACCCGGUAAAUUGACUUCAAUUCUGUUAACCAGCAUGGCUCUUGCAAGCAAAGUUUACUCUGGUUUAUACAUGUUUUGAUUAAAUUCAGAACUGAUAUUGAAAUGCUAGAAUAUUUUUCAAGUGUCACCGUGCUGUGGAGAAUGAGAUAUGGGGACAUGCUGUCUCAACUGCUUCAGCAUGGUUUAUUACUUUGGGUUGCUAUUGUGGAAGGCAAAUCAAAAGCAAGCAAUGUGAGUAAUUUUUGUUGAAAUGCUACGUUAGCACUAAUGCAAUAUUUGUAAAUGCCAGUGCCAGAGGAAACAAAAUCUCAGAAUGGUAUUCAACAUCUGAUUAAGUCAAGGAACAUGUAAUUAAAUUGCUAGGAAGAAUUUUUACCCCAUGGAAUUCUGCGGAGUUUAGAGUUAGGCUUGUGCAAUGAAUCUGUCAUUCAUAUUCUUUUUAAAAAAAUAUUAUUAUUUUAAAGACCAAGACUGGGUUAUGAAUAAUUUGCUAACUACAUUACUUUUUCAGCAAGUAGUUUGUCAUAAUUAUUAAUGGAAAGCCUGUAAAUUCUCUUACUUGGAUAAGCCAGUUAAUGUUCAAGGAAGCAAAUAAUGCACCAAGGUGUCAUCUUUGUAGGAAACAAAAGUUUUUUAAUAAAUUUGGUUCUAGGUUGAUAUUCUUUAAACAGUUUUGUCUACACUACAGCUUCCUCUUUGGAGUUUGCUGCUUGUGCACCAACAAAUAGGCUACAAAAGAUUUUUGAGCUGUCACAGACACAAUCAGGAGGUAUUUUUUGUGUCCCUUCUGUAAGUGAUAUAGACUACUGUAAGGUAGGUCAGACAUAUUUAACAAGUUGCUGCUUCUGUGUAGAUGUAAUUUGAGAUUCAUUGUUCUGUCAAGUCUAGUUUGAGAUCUUCAUAAACGAACUUUCAGCUGUCAAUUGCACUGACAGGCACACAUGGGAUUUCUAGUUUAAAAGGCUUAUAGUAACUGAUUUUAUUGAAUCAUGUCAUUUGUAUUUAGCAGUUAUCACUCACUCAAGCAUAUGGCUGUGUCAAGAAUAGUCCAAUCAGUUUUGCUAGUGCAAAGCCAUGGAGCUCCGUGAAGCCUGAAGUAUCAGUUCUGCAGCUGUACAAUGAACACAACCAAAUGGACUAUCCAGACAGAAAGCCAGAGAAAGGAAGAGAUUGGAUAUUGUAUACUGCAGAAGUCGCUCUUACAGUAAAACAUGUGUGUGUGUUGUAAACAUGGAAAUAAAAAUCACAAGAAACAAACACAUACACACAAUCCUGACAUUCCACAAAGAGGAUGCAUCACUAAUUAAAAGUGUAAUUGACAAAUGCUUUAAAAAAGUUUAUUUAAGAAUAUAAGAAAGAUGCUAUGCCCAUUUAGUUCAGCAUCACGGUCUCAUAAUGGUCAACCAUAUGCUGGUGGGAAGACCACAAGCAGGUCAUGAGGACCAUAGCAAUCUUCUGACUGGUGCUCAGAGGCAUGCAGCCUCUUGAUACUGGAGGUAGUACAACUCAUAGACUCUGAAAGAAAAAGAACACAAAGUCCUUCAGUGGAGUUUUCUUUGAUAAUUUUUCACUAAACCAAUGGUAGCCAAUUUGUUGCUCUCUAGAUAUUGUGGACUAUAACUCCUAUCAUCCAUGACCAUUGGCCAUGUUGGCUGGAGCUGGACACCACUACCCUUUGACUACCCCUGCACUGAUUAUUCUAAGGCUGGCCACUCCCCCAUAGAGGCAGCAUUCAGGAGGAACCUUUCUAAUACCCUAGAGAUGGCCAAUCCCAAAGGGAAAUUCUGGUUUACCAUAAAUUAACAACCCUGCAAGUACUCCUAGAACAACUUACACACUUUGGCUUAGGUGGUGGCCAGGCUUCUUUCAUUAAGUUCUAACCUGUUAUCAUUGAAUUUGUGGCAGAGUCUGGUUUGAUGUUCCUGUAUUGUCCUCUCUAUUUCAUUAAAUAAUGCUGGAGGUCGAAGGU